CAACAGAAUAUUAAAUAUGGUUUUAAUAAUUAACAUAAAAAAGAAGAGGGGUAGGUCCUAAAAUAUAUAUUCCAGUUGUCAUAGAGCAGACAAGGAAAGCCAUACAAUGGGGAGGAAAGUCUACAAGUUUCGGGGCUGACACACAAACCGCCCUCUGGCGGACCACAUAAUAAUUAUAGUAAUAAUUUAUUAUUUAUACCCCACCCAUCUGGCUGGGUUUCCCCAGCCACUCUGGGCAGCUCCCAACAGAAUAUUAAAGCACAAUAAAACAUCAAACACUGAAAGCUUCCCUAAACAGGGGAAUUAUAUUAUUAUGUAUUAUUAUGUUUAUUAUUAAUACCCCAGUCAUCUGACUGGGUUGGCCCAGCCAUUCUGGGCGGCUUGCAACACAUAUGAAAACAUAAUAAAACGUCAAUUUGGGGGGGAGGGACACUCCAACUCCCAAGUGUGGGGGAAUUCCCGAGAGGCUCCCCCUGCGAUCUCCAGCCCCACGCGGGAAGGACGCGGUUUUUCAGCUAUUUCCGAUCCCAUCUCCCCUCGCUUCUUAGCGUGACUGAAGACUUCCGAGCAAGCACGCGAUGCCAAGGAGCUGCGAGCUAAGCAGGCGCGCGCUCUUCCGGCCUCCAUUGCCGAGCCCUGCAAUUACCCCCCGACGUACGCGGGAGCGAGCCGCGCCUGCCGCUCCGCCCCCGGCAAGAGCGGGACAACUUUCUAACUCGUGCCGGGGAGGGAGGCUGGCAUCGGGGGCCCUCGCUCCCCUUUCGCGGAAGAGGAGCGUCAGGCAAGUGCCUGUGUCUCGCCUCGCACCUGCCCGCCGUCUCGAAGGCAGCAACAGCUGGAAGCCUCCGAAGGCUCCAGGGAAGCGGGCGCAGCAGCAGCUGCUCCGCUCCCCGCGCCGCAAAACACAAAAGGCGCAUUCUCCCGCCGGUCGGGCACGCCAAGCUCGCUUCCUCCCAUUAACGCGCAGCUGCGAUCCUAUGCUGCACUGACGCACAGCGGCGAUCCUAUGCAAGCCCUCUUCGAGCAGCCUCGGCUUGAGGUGGUGGGAAUCCCUUCCUAGGGCUCUGGGUUUGUGCAAGCGUCUUUUUUGGGGGGGGAAGGGGAACUGAUCUCUGCGCCGAGAUCCCCCAAGUGCCGCCUUUCUGCGGGAAGCGCGAUCGCUACAGUGCAAGCGAAGCCCACCGCGGCGGGCGGGAAGAGUCCGGGGCGCGCAGAACAGCCGCGAGCCGCCUCGAAAACGUAAUAACGGCGGCAGAACGAGGCGCGAUCGCCGAACGCCUCUCUGCCCGCCCGCCCGCCCGCCUGCCUCGCCGCCCAGCGUGGUCGUGGCGCUGUGUGGCUGGUGGUGGGCCAGGCUCCGCCUCGCCUCGCCUCUCCUCCCCGGUGCGUGUCUGGGGGCGGAGCGCGUCGCUCUCCGGCGGCGGCAGCAGGCGCUGUUGCUGCUGGACUGGCGGGCCAGGCGGCCGCGGCUCCUCCCCGCUUCCUUAUCAGCCGCGCCGAGCGUGGGAGCGCCGAGCCCUCCUCGCUCGCCGCCGCCGGUUCCAAGUCCCGCUUCUGGCGGAGGCGAUCAGGAAGCAGCGCAUCCGGAGCUCCGGCUGCGUCGAGGCGCCCGGGCGGCUGGCUGCCCUUCGCCGGCCCCGCGCGGCUGCCUCGCUCCCCUUCGCGCCGGAGGAGCUCGAGCGGGGGAGCCCUCUCGCCUUUCCCCGAAACUCCCGGGCAUAUCUUGGUGGAUUUGUAGAGGGGCCCCGACGGGAGGGGAGAACUUGCCCCGAGGGACUCGGAGAAGCGGCUGGAGGCUUGGCUUCGCCCCGGCCCCGCUGGCUGGCGUCCGCCCGGCCCCGGUGGGAACUUUUGUCCUUCCUGCCGAGCUCUCCGGCCCGGCGGCGGGGCCGGGAUUGUUGGAGAUCGCGCUCAGAAGUUUAGUUGGAGCCGGAGCCGGAGCCGCCGUCGCUACUGGGCGGGGUAGGGCGCAGGGCGCAUUUGGGUAGCUGCGCUCGGGGCUCUUUUUUGUGCUUCUCCGCCUUUGCUCGGCGCGGCGAUGAAGCUGAGCCGGCAGUUCACGGUGUUUGGCAGCGCGAUCUUCUGCGUGGUGAUCUUCUCGCUCUACUUGAUGCUGGAUCGGGGCCACCUGGACCACCCCAAGAACCACCGCCGCGAAGGCUCCUUCCCCCAGGUGAGUUGGUGCGGGGUUAAGGGGCAGAUGGAUCGCGGGUGCGCGUGUUUGUGUGUGUAUUUGUGUAUCAUACAGGCUUGUCUCGCAACUGUGAGCAGUUACCAGGAGAGAAGGAAAUGCAGAAAGCUCGUUUUAGCGACCAUAAACCGAUUCCGGAUCAGUGCCCUUGCCCGUAGAUAGGAUCUGAGUCAAGUGGGGUUGGAGGUUAGGGUGUCUCCGGAAAGGAAAGGGGAAGUUGCUCAUACUUCCCCCUUGUUCGAUGGAGAGUGGGGGGCACUAGGAGACUCCUAUCUGCCCCCUUUCUGCGCCCACUUAUCAGUCUGUUUCGAUGGGACGAAUUCCCGGGUGGAAACUGCACGUGGGAUUGUAGCCUUCCCCUUGGGAAAAGUCGCAUCCUGACCGACUUCGAAUCUUCUUAGUGCCCUACUUUCUAUGUUGGGUAGGCUUAAUUCGAGCCGCAGGCCAGUCCCGGAGCCAGAUUUGAAUGUCACCCUCGGCACAGCCUUGGAGUACGUACUUUAGUAAUAAAAAGUGCCUGCUACUAUCGGUCCUAUACUUACUCCAGAGGAGUCAUAGCCAGGGAGUAGGGUGCAAGGCUUCAGACAGGUGGCGAGGCUAUCAGAAAAGGACUACAAUACUCUGCUGCCCUAAAAAAGACCUGGGAAACAAAGGGGAUGGUGGCUGUUAACUGCUUGAUAGGAGAGCUGCGUGAAUGUGGGAGGGAAACUCAUUUGGAGACUGGAAAAAGCAAGUUUUUCCUGUGUGCCUGUUAAAUGGGUGCUCUACUGGUCCCAAGGCACAACUGUUUUUUAUUUGCAAAGUCUUAUUUUUCUCAUCCUCUAUAUUCCCCCUUAGUCCCCAAAUAACUCAAGGCAAAAUACAUGGGAGUUGCCCUGUUUUUUUUUCUAAACAAAAAUUAUUUGGCAUACUUCAGGCCCUGUGUGCGAGGCUGGACUAAGGCUGCCAAGUUAGCUUUGAGCUAGGUUUCCAUGUUUGAAAUCCAUUGUAGUUACAUUACAUUAUCAAGUUACUUGCUUGUUGCUAGAAAGUUAAUACAGUGUGAAAACAUAGGGCUUAUUUUCUACACAUAAACACACCUUGUUUUAUGAUUUGUACUUUUCCUGAUUUUAUAUGACAAGUACAAAUCAACCAAAAGAGUUAUGUCAGGCUGAAUAAUUUCCCCGGGAUAUAUAAGAGGGUGUGCUUGCUUCUGAGACAGGUAACUUUGGCACAAAGAGGUGUGCAUUUGAAUUGGAUAAAUGAGGCUUUUCAACUGCUUAACAGGUUAGAAUGUACUGCUGGAAAAGAAUUGAAAUUAGUAUCUUAUAUCAGUAGGGAAGAGCUUAUUUUAUUUAAACCAGCUUUUCCUGCAGAUCAUGGCCUAAUGCUCAGAACUGUAAAACUUAACGUGGGUUGUGUAACAAAGUAAGUGUAUUUCAACAUUGAGUACAGGGCUGAGGUGGGGGAAAUCUUGCUCUUUUCCAGCUCUGUGGUUCUAAAAUUUCCAAAUUCCUAUGCUAUUAAGUAAAGUAUAGUUACCAAAGAUUGCUAGUAAAUCUCUCAUCUCUUGCGUAACCCGUGCUUUAAUAUGCACAUUCUAGAAAGUGGUAUCCUUGCCUUUAUGGAGCACAGAUAUUAUGGAAAUAAUAGGUUUCUGAAGUGUUUAGUGCUUGGAUUAUUUUUUUUUUAAAAAAGCUGCUUAGAAAGUUUUCCUGUGCAACAGUACGCCAGCACGCUAGGUUGCAUAGGAAGAAGGCCUUUGGAAGCUGUUGGAAAGAGUUGUGACAUUCCUGGUUUUGUGUUUGAGAGAGCCCUUAGCUCAGCAGCGGCUUGAAAAUAGAGGGUUUUCUAGUUACUCCUGGUAACUUUUGUGGUGUGAUUAUCUCACCACAAAACACACUCAAAUCAAUAGUUGCUGCCACUUACUGAGGGAGCAGUAUGGAUUCUUACUACUUCAUUUAAAAGAUCCAGUUAGGGUACUGAGUUGCAAGUAUUCCACCUUUGGCCCCUCUCAACAGCCAUCUUCCCUCCCUAAAGGGAUAAUGACCAGUCUUUGCUGAACAGAUAAAGCACUCAUGUGAGGUGACAAGAGCCUAGCUUAGAAAGCUGUUCAGAUCAAGUUUCCUUAACCAAGAAGAUCACUUUAUUGUUUAAAACAAAACAUUAAAAAUGCACUUGGGGAAAUAAAGGUAAAAUGCAAUUUCUAGUUUAAAACGAGCCUCUCGAUAAAUGUGUUAGACAGAUGUUUAUGCUUGCCUGGUUACAGAUCCAGAGGAAAAGGCAGUAAUUCUUAUUGAAAUUCAGGACCUUUCUACUUGGCAGAAAGGUACAGUGUAGUAUUCAUUAGUUCACCAUUAAGCCUCCUACAAUAUUCCUGGUUGUAUACUUGGCUGUGAACUAGCCCCAGGGCACGAUCUGAUCUUGAAUGGCAGACCAGGGCAAGUUCCAGCUUGUCUUCACAGACAGUGUGGCAUCUGGGGUGUUCUGAUACUGUCUAGAGUGUCAGCUUAAGAAACAGACACACAGUUCGCCCUUUGAAAAAUAGGCAGGCUGGCCUCAGCAGAUGCAGACUCAAAGCGAUCAUAUUUAACUCAGAUGGCGUCAUAUAUUCCUAACACUACAGAUAACUUAAUUGCCUUGAGCACUUGUUUCUUCAGUAUCCCAAAGUUUUUUGUGAAGGGAGGAAAUGUGUGAUAAGGCAUGUGAAGUAGUUCCUUUUUACCAUUUGCAAGCAUAGUGUCAAACAAAAGGACAUUGUUUAGUGCAUUUAUAUCUAGCCUUGCUUCCGUCAUGAAACUCAACAUCUGUACAAGGUGGUGUACUUUGGGUUCCCAGGUGGUCUCCCACCCAGGCACUGUCCAGACCGAAAUAGACUAGAUAACAAGUAUAGCUUUGGUUCUAUUCUAUGUAGAUUCUGGACAUUUUAAUUGGAAGUUAAAUUCAGUGUGUUGACAUGUGGUUCUCCAAUACGUGUUGGUUGAAAUCUAAAUAAUAGGAUUUACACAGUGCUGUUUUUCUAGAAAAAAGAGGUGCUGGAACUCAGCAUGAUCUCCUCUCUCAUUCUCUUAGAAUGGCCAUGGUGCCCACCUGAGAGAUGCUGGAACUGAGUUCCAGAGAGUUCCGGAAGGAAAAAAAAAGCCCUGGAUUUAAGGCCUGUUAGUAUGCAGAGUCAGGCAUAUUUUAAAAUAUUCAGUGAGACCAGUGGAUUUAAGUAAACCUAAUUCUUCAUAGGAUUGGGCUGUUAAUAUGCAAGUGCUGAAAGGAACACAGUCCUGGUAGUUGUGGAGUUUUCUGACUGGAAUGAGUUUGUCUCUUGCUGCAUCAGUUUGUCAGUUCUUUCAGACUAGGGAUUAAAGCCUUCCCAACCCAAAGGGAUUUAUACACAUCCUUUCCAUUCACAGCCAAUUGUGUGUGAUCUUGUGCCCACAAUACACAAAUAUCCAGAGACUGAGGGUCAUGAGUCAGACGGCACGCAUGUCAUAGACAUAGGAGACUUCCUGGUACACCCAUGGAAGACUCUAGUGGUGCUUUGCUGUGGCCCUUUCCCCUAAAGAAAGGAAACUAAUGUUUAAGAAACUAAUUCUGAAGGUCCUGAAGUUUUUAAGCGUGGACAAAAUGAAAUGAAAACCCAAAACAGCAGAAGACCUGCUACAGGUUUACAACAUAAUACUGUGCACAAUUCAGAAGGGGAGAGGGUGAGGGCAUAUUGCGGGGGGGGGGGGGGGGAUAGGCAAGAUCAGGCACCAGUCAUUACACAAUACUUGAUUUCUUAAAGUGAGAAACUUGACUUAAAGUCACUUCAGUUUAAAAAUCAAUAUGUACUUUGGCUUUGGGGGUAGAGUUCAGUGAAGUGCUCCUCAGCAAACUGAAUCUGUGGAGAUGGCAAGGCAGCUCCACACAUUACAGAGUACAGAUGGGUAAACAUCAACAUUUUGGCAUGAUUGAAGGACACUUGAACACACAAUCCACAUGAGGCAAGGCAGAUCAAAUGCACUUUUCCUGUAACGUCUGAAGAGAAUUUAGCAUAGGGGCCUAGUUUGCACGUUCACAGUAAACCAUAGUUAGUGGGUUUAAUUUGAACACAUAUUUGUGGUCUGUCUUGCUCCCUCCCUGCUAGCACUGGCUCUGUGUUACAUCUGUAGUGUCGCUGUCAACGAAACAAACAAAACCGACAAAAUUGUUCUGGUGUUCAGUGAGGCAGAGCUCUAUUGUAGCUCAGGUUCUUAAAAUAAAACAGCAGCACCUAGUUCCUCAAAGCUAAGUACCUCAAAAUCAGCCUGCAGCAUAGCAUUGUUUUUUAUUCUCUCUGUAUCUAUGUCGAACAUUUGUUUUGAGCCUUCCAAAGUUGGACGUAACAGUAAUCCAGGGGUCAAGGUUUGCUUCAUCUGCACAUAAGCAGGAAGAAGCAAAAAAGCCCUUUUAAACUUUCCUCCCUGUGUUAUCAGUGUUUCUACCUGUUCUCAAAUGUGCAAGCGUUUUGCAAACUUUACAGAACAGACACAAUUGACCCAGGGUGGUAAUGCACAGACUUGUUCUGUCACAUGCAGAGCAGAUCUCUCUGUGUGUGUCUCUCUCUCUCUCUCUUUAUAUAGUUGAAAUAUCAAAGAAUAUGACUAUCUGGAUGUUCAAUGGUUUCCUAGUUGAGCAAAGUUAUUCCAAAGGGUAAGACUCCUUCCCUGUACAUUUUUAAAUUAAUCCAUCCAAGCAUGCAGCUGAAAGUUGUUAGAAGAACAAUGAAAAGUACGACUUGUGUUUGCAAAAGGAGUCAGCUCUGACUUUCAGCAGCAAAACAAGAGUUUACUGAUUCAUUUACGGGCUGCAAGCUGAAUCUUGCUAGAUCUGUUAGUGGGAAAACAGAUCAAUGUUUCUAUAACACAGCACUCGCUAACAGCUCAAAAGAUAACCUCAAGGCAUUUUGGCCUUAAAGUGUACAUGGCACAAAAUGCCUAGCUCUGUUUGGAUAUGAUCCUCCCUGGAAAGUUUUGUGCCCUUUUUAGAUUUAUUGAACGAUGUGACACUUGGUAUGAAUGCCAUGAAAUAAUUAGUUAAGUGUGGUUUUUCUUAAAUUUAAACUUCUUCAUUUAAACAAAGUGACUCUCUGGUUUUCUAAAGCAGCAUCUAAGUGAAGCUAAAGUUUCAAAAAUAUAAACAGGGUUGUCAUUACUGUCUGAAUGGAAACUUCCAAGUCAGGCUUCCUCAACCUCUGCCCUCCAGAUGUUUUGAGACUACAAUUCCCAUCAUUCCUGACCACUGAUCCUGCUAGCUAGGGAUCAUGGGAGUUGUAGGCCAAUACAUUUCCCAUCAUUCCUGACCACUGAUCCUGCUAGCUAGGGUUCAUGGGAGUUGUAGGCCAAAAACAUCUGGAGGGACAAGGUUGAGGAAGCCUGUUCCAAGUAGUCCAAAAUUCAACUGCUAAUUACUGGCUGGGGUUCCCUUCAGAAUGCAUAUAAUGCCUGUUUUAAAACAGCUGCAUUGAUUACCAGUCUGGGCCCAAUUCAAGGUGCUCACAUUAAUGUUUGAAACCCUAAAUCAGUGUUCCCCAACCUUGGGCCUCCAGCUGUCUUUGGACUACAACUCCCAUCAUCCCUCGCUAGCAAGACCAGUGGUCAAGGAUGAUGGGAAUUGUAGUCCAAAAACAGCUGGAGGCCCAAGGUUGGGGAACACUGCCCUAAAUGACUUGGACGCCAAAUAUCUGAAAAACCACCUCCUUCUCUAUAGACCCUCUUGAGUAUUAAGACCAGCAGUGGGAGCCCUCUUGGUAGUUCCACCUCCCUCAGAUGUUGGGCGAAAAAAGGUAUUAUGUGUGGCAGAUGUGUUUGGCAUCUUCAUUAUGCAGCUUUUAUCGUAUGAUAAAGACGCACCUCUUUGCCCUGACCUUUGAUACUUGAGAUAAUGUGUUUUCAGGACCUACCCUAUUCCUAUGGCUGUCCUUUGAUCAAACAGCUUUUAAUGUUGAUUUUUAGAUUGUUUUGACCCAUCUUGUGACUUCCUGGUGAAGUUCAGGCUGUAAAUAUUAAUAACAAUGCAGUAACAACAUAAUCUGUUGUAGUGUUCCUAUAAUCAUAGAAUUGUAGAGUUAGAUGGGACCGCGAGGAUCAUCUAGUCCAACUCUAUUGAAUCUUUUGCACAACGAGGCAAAAUCUCCCAAAGGGCAGUGUAACCAUCUCCUAACCUUAGUUGGAGCUUAGGAGCAUGUUGUGGGGUCUCAUUCCUCCUUUUGUCUGAUCUGUCAUUCCCCAUGCAAACUUCCCCUUCCCUAGAGGGGAAGACUUGGGAGAUCUGAAUUUAUAUGUCUGCCAGUGUUAGACACUCAGAUAUAUGAGCUAAUUGCCAAACGGCACCUAAAACCCAGGUUACAGCCGCCACAACGGAAUGUCUAGACCAGGCACCCCCAACCUCCGGCCCUCUAGAUGUUUCGGCCUACAACUCCCAUGAUCCCUAGCUAACAGGAGUAGUGGUCAGGGAUGAUGGGAAUUGUAGUCCAAAACAUCUGGAGGGCCGAAGUUUGGGGAUGCCUGAUUGAGACACCUUUUUUAAAAAAAACAAUGAAAUUUAUGAUGAUGAUGAUUCAUUUCAUUUCUAUACCUUUCUAUAUUUUAAAGAAAAAAUAUAGCUGUUUACAACACGUUAAAUAAAGUAAUUCGGUAUAAAACAAAUAUAAGCUUCAAUAAAAAUAUUUCAAACCCUUCCCUAAGUGACAUUUUGCUUUCUCCAGAUUUAUUUACCUACUUAAUUUAUAUAGCUGCCCCAAAGCAGAAGUACUCUAGGAACCCAGUAUAGUGUAGUGGUUAGUGUUGGACUGGGAGAUCAGAGUUCAAAUCCCUACUCAGUCAUGAAGCUCACGGGUUACUUUGGGCCAGUUGCUGUAGGGAUUAACUGAGGAGGGGAGUACUCCUUGGAGAAAAAGAUGGGAUAUAAAUGCAAUAAAUAAGCUCUUCUGCUUACCUUCUUAAGAAAGCUGGUGGGGCCAGCCAGAUGGAGAUGUCAGUCGCCAACUUGGCAUCCAGUGAUCUCCAUGUGUUCGCAGCUGGACUUGUGCAAGUCGCAAAAUACUCUUAGCGCCCGGGGAAUUUUUAACAUUGAAUUGUCUGCUCAGCUAUUAAGCUCGCUUGGUAGUAUUGUGCAAAUCACUUUUAUCAGCUAAAUUGACUCUGAUUACUGAGUUUUGGAUACCCAGAACUCUGCAUUGCUUCAGUGCGCCCCACAGCUGGGAGGGGGCAGGAAGCCCAUGAGUAAAGUAAAAUUAUGAAUGAAGCAAUUCCUCUUCUAAAACUACUUUUAUCUGUUGCAGCAAAAACAACAGUUUUGCAUCACAAAGCCAAAGCUUUUUAUUAUAGCAUAAGAUUUCAAGGAAGUGGACUGUAGUCCAUGAAAGGUUACAUUCGCCAAAAUAAGUGUAUUAUCAUUAGGUGCUGUAAAAGUCUUUCAUUUUUCCUUUAAAGCUGUUAUAUUCUUAAAGUAUUUUUUAUAUUCCAGAAUGUUACUAAAGAAUGAAAGCCUUCAGCCCUGUGAGAAUCCAUAAUUGCAAAUACAAAGAAUUCAAGUUUUGUAUUGUUCGAGAUGCAACUGUGAAUUAAUUGAGGUUGUGAGGUUUCAAAAAAUACUAAGUAAAUUUUAUACCUGAUGCUCCUGCUUGAAGCAAAGCAGGAACCAACUUGCAUGUGGUUGCAAAACAUUACUUCUGUAGCCAAAUAUCAUAUCUGUGUUCCCUGGAAUCAUUAGUUCAGGUGUUCCAAAAUUAUGGUAAUAAUUUGAAAUGCACACCGCUCGCUCAUUGUCUUAACUGGAAGUGAUUUUGUUGUUGUAUAAUUCUCAAGGACUGCUAAGAUUAGAAUGUUUCAGAUAAUUUUGGCCUUAGACAUUUGGUUAAUGUACCACCAGGGGGCAUGAAGUAACACUUCAGUGCUUUAGCUCUUUUUUAAAAAAAACUUUCUCAGUGCUGCCAUAAUAUUUAUAAAUUGCUUUCAGAUGUUCAGCUUUGCAGAUGCCAGAAAGAAUACUGCGAACCUUUGUAUCCCCCCCCCAAAAAAAAUCUGUCACAUCAAAGGAAUGAUCUAAUCAGCAACUAAGCAACUAGUGUGGCUUGUAAACCUGAUAAAAACUGUAACAUUUUGAAUGGAAAGGUCUUAAUGAGCCUUCCUUUUAGAAAGCAGCUCAUUCAGACAGAAGCUUAAAAAAUGCAACUGUGUAUUAAGACAGAAAAUAAAGGAGCUCGCUGCAAAGGAUCUAGACUGGGGGAAAGACAACAACCCCCAGGAUUCCUGCAGAAAUGCUAAUAAGAAAAAGAAAUGCCCCGAAGGAGAAUUUACAUGCUGUUGAAUGGAUUAGCGUUACUGUACCUGGUGUAAAACAGGAUGUAUUGUCCUUCAGUAGAUAGAAUUUGAGUUUUAGCUGGUUCAACGUGUGUUCCUGUGCAUUUUCUGUUGUGGACUUGGGGCAGAUCACUGUCUUUAAACUUUCUUUUUAAAAAAAUAAUUUUUAUUGUUUUUUACACAUGUUUUCCAAACAUAACAUAACAUCCCAUCUUAUACACUAUAAUAAACCUUUGGCUACCACAGCCUAGGACUUCCAUCAACCUUGACUAAUGGUUUUCCAGCUUUCUUUCUGAUUCUGCAUUUUAUUUUAAUAGUUAUUGCUAUAAAAUCCAAAUCCUAAAUAAACUCCCCCUUAGUUCUUUUUCUCAAUAAUUCAUGUAGUUCUCCUUACAAAACUUCUUGCAACCCUACAAGCGAUGUCAGUUGAUUACAAUUGUCUUUCAAAUAUAUCAUAAAUUUCUUCCAAUCUUUCAGGAAAGUCUGGUCUUGCUGGUUCCGAAUUUUCCCAGUUAAUUUCGCCAACUCAGCAUAGUCCAUCAGUUUCAUCUGCCACUCUUCUUUUGUUGACACUGUCUUUAAACUUUCGGUCAUCAGUAGAUUAAAAGUUGCUGUUUUAGAUUGUUGUAGCAGUGUUAAAACUGGUAUAUAAACGAUCGUUUUACAUUUACAUAAAAUAGGUAGCUGACACCUUUCAUGGCUCCGCAUUUUUCCUCAAGUGCAUUUGGUAGUUGGUUAAAUGAUCCUAGUCUAGACCAGUUUGCAACCAAUAUGUUGGUGACAAUCCGCUUGACAACAGCUGUUGGACAUUGAACAACAGUUGCCAUUAGCAAGGAAUGCACUGGAGAAGUUACACUUCUCUGCACAGAUUAGUGCCUUUUUGUGCCUGGGGAAGGCAGCAUACAUGACACAAGCAAUAGCACAAGGGAAGAUGUGUGGAAAAACUCCCAAUAAACCAGGGAGGAAAUAACACCUGCUUCCCAGAACAUUGAUAGUGUGGACAAGCCUCAGCUGGUUGAACUUGCUCUUUUGCUCUCCUGAAACUUUUUCCAGUUCCUCUUGAAAACGGGUUAUUAAAAUUAUAUGUCGUAAAGAAAAUGUCUGCAUAUUAAUGAAAAUAUUAGACCAUCUUUUAUUAACUUUUGCAGCAGGCUACAAAACCUUUCAGUCAGGUCUUUCCUUAAUAGGAAGACAAGUUCUCAGAUGUGCUUUUAGUUGAAAACAUGGCUGAAAAGAAUUGAAAAGAUAAAAUUUGAAAACGUCUGUCUCUUCACUUGAUUUGUAACGGAUUUGGUCAGUGCUUUCUUACUGUUUUUUUUUAUAUUAAGACUUUUAAUUAUUGAAGAAAACAGUCUUCAUUAUUUUAAUCUUUUUCUGAGAAAGUUUUCUUUGGUCAUCAGGGGCUCUUCUUUUCCAUUUCUUUUCCUCUGGACUCUGAAGGCCUGUUUAGUAGAGUUGUGAGUUUCAUUCAGUACAAGUGGGAUGUGAAAUACAGUAGCUUGCACAUCUGAAGGACUAAUGUUGUGCCUCUCCACAGGGUCAGCUUUCAAUACUGCAAGAGAAAAUAGACCACCUGGAGCGCUUAUUGGCAGAAAAUAAUGAAAUAAUUUCAAACAUAAGAGAUUCUGUGAUCAAUUUGAGUGAAUCUGUCAAAGAUGGACAACGUACUCCAGAGGCUAUAAACUUCAGUCAAGGAAACUUCUCUGAGCUGUCACCUCUUGCCACUAUGUACCUCUCAGUUGACCCUGAGGAUUGUCAGUUUGCAUCAAAAAGUGGAAGCCAAGCUUCAGAUGUACAGGUAAGAAUAUAGUGAAUUUAUUGCUAUGGAUGAACUGAGUAUUUAAUUCCUUUCCUUGCAGUCUCACUGGGUGCUCAGUCAUAGGUUAAUCCAGUUUGUGCAGGGUUUUCCCCCCCUUCUUUAAGAAUGCACAGAAAGUCCACAUUUAAACUAGAAUUCUUGUAUAUACUUUUUACAUAAAAUACACCCGUCCAUAAAAUAUGCAUUUUGUGCAGAUCUUUUGCAAACCAAAAAGAAGUGUGUAAUGCAGGGGUCAGCAAACUUUUUCAGCAGGGGGGCGGUCCCUCAGACCUUGUGGUGGGCCGGACUGUAUUUUGAAGAAAAAAAAUAAUGAAUGAAUUCCUAUGCCCCAAAAAUAACCCAGAGAUGCAUUUUAAAUAAAAGGACACAUUCUACUCAUGUAAAAACACGCUGAUUCCCAGACCGUCUGCGGGCCGGAUUUAGAAGGCGAUUGGGCCAGAUCCGGCCCCCAGGCCUUAGUUUGCCUACCCAUGUUGUAAUGCAACUGGAAACCUCAGCCAAAGUCAGGAAAACAGACUAGACUACUUCCUCCUCCAUUCCUAACCACUACUAAGCUUUUUAAAAUGGGCCCUUAAGCGAGUUUCCCAAACAACUUAGUUGACUUGCAGGUUAGCCAAACAACAGUUGACUGUAAGUUAUACUUAAGUCAGUGGGACUUACAAGAAAAGGUGGCUGUGUUGCAGCUUGAGGGAUGUUUUUUGUUCAGUUCUUUGGUUUUAAGGAAUUGCCUCAUUCUUUCCAGGUGGAAUCUGAGUGGAUAACUGGUUGGCACUCUUGGCUCAUCUAAGAAAUGAGAGGUCAUGCAUGGUGUGACAUUGUAUAGUUGCAGCAUUCUCGUUGUACUUUGGGAUGAUUGUGCCCACAUAGAGUAUUUUUCUAUAGGCAUGUUAAAAGAUACAUCUUUAUGAUGCAAAUUACAUUAAAAAACUAAACUUAAAUCUGAAAAGCUAUAGCAUGGAUAUUAAAAUGUUUCAAGAUAUGAAGAUACUGAAUAAUGGGAGGUCUGCAAGCUCAAAAGAUUGAGCCAGGUUGCCAGCCUUGUUUUGUGUUAUAAGGCUUUUGCAAAUAAAGCACUGCUUAAGUCCAACAGCCAGAGAUUUGACUGUUUUCCCCAGGUCAUUAUGUAAAUGUCAGCUUUUGUUGGCAUUUUAGCUCUUGGCCAUGUGAAUGCGCCUGCUAUUCUUUCUCAGCUUCUUUGCUUUCUCUGACCUCUUUUUUCUUUCUUUUCUGGACAGUUUUCUUUCCCAUCCAUCAUAUUCAACACUCCUUCCCUCCUUUUUACUGUGGUCCAUUAACUGCCCAGGUAUCUGCUGCUUCUUUUCCUGGGCCACAGCAUCUUAUUAGGUUUCCUUGUUUAGACCCUUUCUGUCUCCAGUCAGUGACAGCCAAGUGACUUUUCUAACCCCUUCCAACAUUAAGAAAGUUUAGGUGAUUGUUGACGGAGGCUUCUGUGUCAUAAAUACAAAAAUAUUACUGCAUUACUGUGUAGAUGAAAGCCACUGUGGUAAGAUCAUCGUCAUACAAAUCCCCCAAAGGAGAAGAUAAUUCUAGUUGCAUUGAAUGGAAUUGAUACCUGGUCAGCAUCUCAGCAGUUGCAGUUAAUAUCAGUUAUGCAAACCCUGAUUUUGAUCCGAAAGAUUUUAUUCUGCAACAGAAUACUGACACACGCAACUGCGUGCUUUGCAAGGUUUAGAUAGGAUUUUAGUUUGUAGGACUGAAGAUUGAUGCCCAUGUUGCAGCAUCUUUAUUAAAAAGAGUGUAGAAUGCAUCGUGUCCCUUUGUUCACUUACUGUAAGGUGUAAUAGUUGCUUGGUUACCUUUGAGCAGGUUUUGUGGGAAAGGUAAGCCGUAAUUGCAGAAUCAAAUGUGUCAUGGAGAGUAGUCAUGCUCAGGCUUCCCUGUUUAUGUCUUGUACUUUGAACAGAUCAAGAAAAAGCACCCAUAUCAGCUCACUGUGUUAAUUCCUGAUUUAAUGCUGAUUCCAUCAACCUUGUGCUUGUAAUUAUAGUGGGUUAUUAAGACUCAUGUGACGGCACACUUAAAAAACAAAUCCCAGCAUAAAGACAGCGGGUUACUAUUGCUAGAAUACUUUCUUGCAUGGGACAAAGGGAGCUCAACGACAGCAACUAAACAUGUCUUUAAGACAGAAAAUAUUUAUACUCCUUAUUAGAGAUGGGGGGAGGGACUUCCAUGCUGCAGCUUGAAAGUGUUUUCAAGAAGUCUUCAUUAAAUAUUAGACAUAUAAAAGAUUUUUUUGAGCGUAAUUGGGAACUGCUGGUGUCUGUUGUUUCAUUGGUUUUUCUCAUACAUUUGUACCUUGGAAGUUCCAAAAUGUUUGGAAACCAAACCACAGCUUCCGACUGGCUGCAGGAAGCUCCUGCAGCCAAUCAGAAGCUGCGGAAGCCCCGUUGGACAUUCAGGUUCCAAAAGAACAUUUGCAAACCGGAACACUCAUUUUUGGGUUUCUGGCGUUCAGGAGCCAAAAUGUCUGAGUUCCAGGGCGUUCUGGAGCCAAGGUACGACUGUAGUCAUAUUUGAUGCCUUGUUCUUGUUCAGAAAGGAGUUAACACUCUAGGCAUGCAGAAAGUGGGGUUGUGGUGAUUACUGUUCACAUUCAGUAGGUGCAAAGUUUCAUUUAAAUAACUUAAUCAGAUACUUUGCUCAUGUAAAUUCUCAUUUGAAUAAAGAACAUAGACAAAUUUUCAGUGUGAGUUUUUUCCCCUUACUAUUUUUUUUUUAAAAAUAAUAAUUUGCAACUGACUACAGCCUUGCCUUUGUAAGUGCAGAACUGUGUACUUCAACCACUGAAUGUGUUCUCAUGUAACCUUUUUUCUUCAUCCAUUUUAGAUGCUAGAUGUCUAUGACAUUCUUCCCUUUGAUAAUCCAGAUGGUGGAGUUUGGAAACAAGGAUUUGAUAUCACCUAUGAUGAACACGAGUGGGACAGUGAACCUCUUCAAGUUUUUGUUGUGCCUCAUUCGCAUAAUGAUCCAGGUAAUACAAAAUUCUAAAAGGAUUUGGAGAUUUAUUUUUGCAUGGCAGUUGCCAUCUCUAUCUGCUGGGCCUCGAAUGUGGCUGAAAUGUGGUCCUUGACAUUCUUUCUGUGUAGGGCAGGUUUUAUCCCUUGUUAGGGCAGUACCACGAGGCAUAUCUGGCAAGUAAGAGUCUUAACACUCUAAAAUCCAGAGCCAUUUGAUUCUUUGGAUAAGACCAGUAAGCUUAUUUAAGGAACAGACGGAUUGCGAAAUGAUGCGAGCCCAAAGCUUGCAUGGGAAACAUGCCAUUAUUAUUAUUAUUAUUAUUAUUUACAUAAAACAGAAAAGGGCUAAAGCUAAUAACAUAUUCCAAUGGAUAACUGUAAAGUUCUGCAUUUACCUUGGAACAGAAGAUGCAGAAAUACAGGAUAGGUGAUGCUUGGUUUGGCAGCAGUAUAUAUGAAAAGAAGGUAGAAGUAUUAAUGGCACAUAGGCUAAAUAGGUCUGCAGCUUGAUGCGAGAUUGCAAAAGGCUAAUGCAGUUCUAGGCUGCAUCAAUAGAAAUAUAAGGCCAGUUCGCAAGAAGUAAUCGUACUGCUCUAUUCUGCUUUGGUCAGAUAUUACCUGGAGUACUGUGGUGAGUUCUGGCCAUGGCAGUUUAAGACAGAUAUUGACAAACUGGAAUUUGUUCAGUGAGGAGGGAGACAAAGAUGGUGAGGGGCCUGGAGAACAAAUCCUUUGAGGAGAGACUGAAGGACUCGGGAUACUUGGCUUGGAGAAGAGAUGAUUAAAAAGGCAAUAUGAUAGACAUCUUCAAAUAUUUGAAGGGCUGCCACAUAGGUGAUAGGCAAAAUGUAUUUUCUGUUACUCCAGAGGGUAGGACCUGAACAAAUGGGUUCAAGUUGUAAGACAAAGGAUUCAGAGUACAUGUUAGGGAGAACUUCCUAACCCAAUGUGUUUGCUGCUCAUUGUAUUUCUUUACAAAGGGGAUGGCCAUGCAACUGAACUGACUUUUGUUGGUUCACUUUUUAUUAUUUCAAAACGUGCUGUUCCCCAUGAACGUCAGCCAUCUUACAGCAUGAGUAGCUAAUUUGGUGACCUCCAGAAGCUGCUCCCGUCAGCCUCUGCCUUCAUAGCCAGUGGUGGGAGUUGUAGAUGGUUACACCAUUGUUUAGCACAGGCAUAGGCAAACUUGGCUCUUCAAAUGUUUUGGGACUACAACACCCACCAUCCCUAGCUAACAGGACCAGUGGUCAGGGAUGAUGGGAAUUGUAGUCUCAAAAAACAUUUGGUGGGCCAAAGUGCCUGUGUCUGGUUUAGCAUCAUGUUGUUUAGCCCUGUCUUACAGCAUUAGAUGCUCAGAUCAUUCACCAAGAUGCUAGUAUUGCCACUAUAACUUUUGUUUUUGAAGUGCUAAAAAGCAACAAGAUAUAGAUAAACUUAAUUUUUCUGUGUAUGUGUCACUGCCAGUCUGCAAACUGCUUCCAGUGUAACCGUAGUCAGGUAAAUGACUCUUGACUAUUGUUUCUGGUAAAUCCUGUAUUCCAGUGCUCCCCAACCUUUUUAUCGCCGCGGACCGGUAAAGGUUUGAUAAUUUUUCCGUGGCCCGCUUGUUUUGAGCUGAGUCCGCCCCCUCCGUGCACUUACCUCAUGGCAGCUUCUCUUCAGUCCCCGCGUCUCCGACCUCGAGUCCUCAGUCCUCCCGUGGCGCCUCCUCCUCGGCCAAUGGCGUGAGGUUUGCCUUUCGGCCAAUCAGGAAGCGGGAGGACCCGCCAGGAGGAGCAUCAGUGUAACAAUAGCGAAUUUUCAUUCGCUAUUGUCACACAAUGGGCGGGCUUGAGAGGGCGCAAUGCUCUGCGCCUCGGCCGCCCGCCACAGUGAAAUGAUUUGAAGUUCCUCGGGCGGCCCGGUGCCGAUUGAUCCACGGACCGGCACCGGUCCGCGGCCCGGGGGUUGGGGAACACUGCUGUAUUCUACUUAAUUUAGUCACUUUGUGAUCUUUUUAUGUUUAAAAGGCUGGCUGAAGACAUUUGAUGACUACUUUAGAGAUCAGACGCAGCAUAUUCUCAAUAACAUGGUUCUAAAGCUGCAAGAAGACAAAGGGAGGAAAUUUAUAUGGUCUGAAAUCUCUUACUUUUCCAAGUGGUGGGAUGGAAUAGAUAGUCAGAAGAAGGAUGCUGUGAAAAGGUCUGUAUAUUUUAUUUAUUUAUUGUAUGUAUAUGUAUAUGUAUAUGCCUCCCUUUCUGUCAGAGGCCCUAAAGGCAGUUUAGUAUUAAACUACAUCAAUAUUAACUAUAGUUGUUUUCGUUAUUCACAGGUUCAUAAAUUGUAGUGUUCUAACGUGUUGCUGUAUCUGAGAUUUCUCCCCCACCCUGAUAUACAAUUUAGUGGAAUUCCUUAACGGUUAAAUUACCAAGCGCUAUAAGACGAACACGUCGGAGCAGAAAUCUUAAGUGGUAGCACACGCAAUUCUUCAGUGAAAACAGUGUCAUGGGUUACCACUUAAACAAAAAAACAAAAAAAAACCCCAAACCUGCAGUAAGGUGGUUAUUUGGCUAGCUUUUAAGGUACAGAAAUGCCAGUAUUCAGCUACUCUAGAAAGUUGUUGAAUUAGCAUUUUUCUACCAACGGUUUUACCGUUUCUUUGCUGUUCUCCUUCAUGUAGUUGUCACUCAUUUGUUGUAGCUUCUGUUGAAUUUUCUGUUUCUGAAACCGGAAGCAUUAACAAUGCUGUAGCGAAUGUGGCAAGUUGUUGGCAGGAGCCUUCCCAAUAAGUAUUCAAGUGCAUGCCACGGACCAAAGGGCAGGGCAGCGUAGCUUUAUUAGCACUGCGUACAAGUCAAGUGGGGACAGUUCCUGAGGCUGAUUGACGAGUGUGACUAAAUCGCAGGACUGGGAAGUGAAAAUAGAAUGACAAGUGAAAAUGAAAUUACUGCAUCAGAUCUGGUGCUCUUAACUCCACGGAGAGAUGCAAAUUAACUUUGUGUUGCUGACACAAAGCAUACGGAUCAACAUUCAUUUUUCUUGAAACCCUUUGAAAGAGAUUUUGCUUGCAGUAUUCAUUGCUAUGGUAUUGUCCCAAAUAGUGUUGUCAUGAUGCAUAAUUUUUCAAUAGUGAGCUUUAUGGCUUAGUAUAUUUUGCAUGCAAAACAAGCAUAUUGGUAUUCUGAGUGUUCAUUACAACCUGCUUGAUAACACCUCUAGGUUGAUAUCCAGAAGCAAUGUAGUUCAAGUCAGUGAGAGCCAUUCCAAUUAGUGCUUUUAAAAGUUGAUGCUGGAGAGAGAGAAAGAGGUGUAUUAUUUUUUAAAUGCUCAGCAUUUUUUCUGUACGAACUGCCUGUCUAGUCCAGCGUUCUGUUUCAGAUAGUUGCCCGUCACAAGCAGGGUGAUGGCGGUGAUCAUUAUCCUUUGUUGUUUGGCUCCCCAACAUUUGGUGGUACAGUGGUACCUCGGGUUAAGUAUUUAAUUCGUUCUGGAGGUCCAUUCUUAACCUGAAACUGUUCUUAACCUGAAGCACCACUUUAGCUAAUGGGGCCUCCCGCUGCCGCCACGCUGCUGCUGCACGAUUUCUGUUCUCAUCCUGAAGCAAAGUUCUUAACCCGAGGUACUAUUUCUGGGUUAGCGGAGUCUGUAACCUGAAGCGUAUGUAACCUGAAGCGUAUGUAACCCGAGGUACCACUGUACUCAGAUGCUGAAUUUGUGAUACAGCAACAGGCAGGGAGAUUCAUUUAGCUGUCACGGCAAAUUGUGGUGUGCCUUUUUCUUGCCGCAUACUUGACUCCUCUGUGUUUGCCAUUUUGUGUCAAGGAAUCAUAGAAUUAAAGAGUUGGAAGGGACCAUGAGAGUCAUCUAGUCCAACCCCUUGCAACGCAGGGAUCCUUUUCCCAGCGUGGGGCCCAAACCCACAACCCUGAGAUUAAGAGUCUCAUGUUCUACCAACUGAGCUAAGAGCACAGGACCUUCCACCAAAAUCCAGUAAAGAAGGGAAAUGCUUGCAGGGACAAGCUAGGGUGCUUGAUCUGUGCUGAGGAAGAGAAGCCUUAGAUUGGAAGAAGGGCCGGGUACUAUAUAUGGCAAUGUAAAUUCUAUUACUGGGGUGUCUCCGGGACACUCAGCCUGCCUGCUCCAAAAGUUUUGUGCAGCAGUGAAAGAACCUCUUGGGCUACUGAGCUAGAACAUAAUUUGUGGGAUCCUCACCUUCUGUUAAUAAUCCUGUUAGUCUCAAUUUAAAAAGAAGAGGAGGUACUAAUCAACAAAUUAUUUAUUGAUUGUAAGAAAGUCCUCUUUGAUACUGCUGCUAAUUUAUAAUGACUUGGUAAUUGGCAAUUAGAGACUUUUGACUUGCAUUAAGACACAGAAGCUAGAUCAAAGUGAAUUUUCGUGCGCGGAUUUCACGCUUUAGAACUAACAGUGUAAAUAUAUAUACUUUCAUUUUUCACUGCCACACAAAUUGGAAUGUUCAACAUUUGUUUCAGAUUUGUCUGCGUAUACGUUAUUAGGGCAGAAGUUGAUAAAAUCUGGGUCCCAUUUUUGGAUACACCUUUCCAUUGGCUUUUCGUCUAUAACUUCCGCUGCCCGCACUAUGCGAGUUACUUUUAGUGGUCAUCCUCUUUGAGGAACAAGUAUUGAAGGGAACGAUGAGGAGGCUUGAGCAAAGAGUUUGCAAGAGCCAUCUCAUGAAUAAAAACCAGAACUGGCAGCUGCCUACAGGUUUGAGGGAGAAGGAAAUGGAAAAGGGCCCAAAGGAAAUUAAAUCCGUCUCAAUCCUCUUGUUUUUCUUAAUUUAGUCAAAGGGAUAUGGCUUUUAAAAUCUGGACAUGGGCAGAGGGAUGGGUAUUCCAGGUGAAUUGCCUGUGUCAUAUAAAUAGCUGCUUUCUAGAGAUAGAUUACCUGUCAACCUUUUCUAAACAAAUGAGGGUAAACUAUUGCUAACUCAGGUUACUACAGCAACUUGAGAAUGAAACAUCUUUUUAUAUGGGGUGGGGGGAGGACAGACAACCCACCCAUGUUUAAAAUAUAGGCACAGUCUGUCAACAGUUGCACUUUAUUGAACCCACUGAUUUAAGUCACACUGUCUUAAUCCCACUGAACAUGCCAGCUACACGACGGAAAUACGUUAGGAGUCAAAAAGUGCUUAAGUGUGAUUUAAGAUACUGCCUGUGGCCAUUCUUAUUUCAAGAGGGUGCUGUUCAGAGCGGUCAAAGCUGAAGCUUUUAGAGCAUUUUGGUUUCUAUAGAAUUGAGAGUGCAGCUCUUCCAGAGCUUGAGUAAAGCAGGUUUUAGACAAGGGGUGAAGAAUCUGUUUCACAGGCCAGUCCAUAACAUGAAAGAUGGUUAAUUGUGUAUAUGAUUCCUAAUAGAAUCUGCUUCUUAACAUUUUACAGAGGGCUAAGAGUGGUCUUGUUGAAUGGGGAAAGUAUUGUUCCUUGUAUAUAAUUUUUACUAAAUUUUCUGUUUUACAAUUUAAAAUACUCAUUUUUACAUCCUUAAGAUAUAAAUGACUUCCCUUCUUCUCUUUCCAUGGUUCAUUUUACAUAUCAUAAACCCCUGCAUAUUUUACAAAAACUAUACCAUUCAAUAUUCCAUUAUUGCAUCCAUCAAAGCUUAGUUACACUGUUGAGUUUAUCUUAAUGCUGCCAGCAUUUUCAGCUGUACACAGUUAUUUCCCAUAUAUUCAAUAAAUGUUUUCCAAUCUUCUCUAAACGUAUGUUCUUCUUGUUCUCUUGUUCUAUAUGUUAAGUCUGCAAGUUGCACAUAUUCUGUCAACUUAAGUUGCCAUUCUUCUUUCACCACAACGUCUAUGGCAUAGUGAAGUAUUGUUAAUAUUUAAGUAUCAUUGCUGCCAACAUUGUAUGUUGCUACUCCAGAUAAUGUAUUGAUUGGAAAUAGUUACAUGCAUGAAUAAAAGUUUAGUAAAUAUGUUUUUCAGGUUAAUUGAAGAUGGACAGUUUGAAAUUGUAACAGGGGGAUGGGUCAUGCCUGACGAAGCAUCUGCUCAUUAUUUUGCUAUAAUUGACCAGCUGAUAGAAGGGCAUCAAUGGCUCGAGAAGGCACUAGGUGAGUUCAUGUAACUUUUGCCUUGUGAUUUCAUUGUGACAAGGUAUUUUAUUUCAUUAACAGUAUUUUAGAAAAACUGUUUCCCGUUAAUUAAAUGAUUGAGUUUUCAACAUUGACAACCACAGUACAGUGGUACCUUGGUAUACAAACUUAAUCCAUUCCGGAAGUCCGUUCUUAAACCAAGGCAUGCUUUCCCAUAGCAGCGGGGGACUCAGUGGGACUCACUUAACAAAUGGAACACACUCAACAGGAAGCGAAACAUGUUCUUAUUCCAAGGCAAAGUUCACACACCAAAACACCUACUUCCGGGUUUGCAGCGUUCUUAAUCCAAGUUGUUCAUAAACUAAGCUGUUCUUAAACCGAGGUACCACUGUACAUUAGUUGCAGGAAAGUUAUAAAUAACAGUUUUUAGUUUAUGUAAUAGUGUACCUUUGAGUUUUAUAUGGUGAAACUCGCUUUACCCAGAGUUAUAGAGGAAGCAGAUGUCAUUGUGAAAACUCAGAGAACUCAGUUAAGCCUAAAACGGUUAAUGCAGCAGAUUUCUUACCACCUACAGAUCAGAAUAAAUAAUUCAGUUACUUACUGCUAUUGAUUAUUUUUAUCCAUAGACUGCAGUGGUUUGCCAUAGUAAUCAUUUUUAAAUGCUUUCCUGGUCAGAAUCUAUUGUAGUGUAAUCCUAAUCACGGCUAGCUUCAAAGUGCCCUGCUUUGAAGAAAAAAAACAUGAUUGAGCUACUAAUGGUUAAAAUUGGUGCCGCCAUAAUUCUGCACAGUGGUUAGUUUCUUUUAAAAAAGGAGGGUGACUUUACAUGUGGGAGGAUGAGCAUGCUAGUCUCUUAAUAAUUAUUAAGAGAUUGCAGUCUUGACAUUCCCAAUGUGUAAUUUGGAACUUAAGCAAUUAAAAAUUGCGUAGAAAGAAUCCUUAAAAUAAAUGCCACUUGAAAAACAACAACUUCAAUUAGUAAAGUAUAAUUGCAGUCCUGUAGACAAGUGGUAUGUCAUUUUUAGCCAUACUGUUUUGUUUUCAUUCUUGCAUAAUUGGUUAGGGGUGCGAGCCAGACAUUUUUGAUACGAGAAAAAAAAUAUUUAUUUUCCGUGAAUCCGCAGGUGCAUAAACAAACACUAGCCGAAUUAUAAAAGCUCUUCCCUGAUAAGUAAAUUAAAUUUCUGGGUCAUCUUCCCCCCCUCUUUUAACGUAGUUAAGUGGUAAGGAUUUGAGUUUCUAUAGGAUGAGAUCUUAACUGUGCAAGACUAGGUGCACUUUCAUUUUUAUUCCACUAUGGCGUGCAUUUUCAACAUGUAUUCUUUUUUUAUUAGGAGUGAAACCAAAAUCUGGUUGGGCAGUUGAUCCCUUUGGACAUUCACCAACCAUGGCUUAUCUUUUGAAACGCACUGGAUUUUCCAAUAUGCUUAUACAGAGAGUUCAUUAUUCAAUUAAAAAGUAUCAUGCAGCCCAGAAGACACUAGAAUUUUUUUGGAGACAGAAUUGGGGUAUGUAUUCCUUUUUUGCAUGACCUUAUGCCAAGAACUGUCAUAGCAACAAAUACUUUGAAACUGAAAGGUCUUGCUUUGACCCGGAACAUUUAAUAGAUAAUACAGUUUUCUAUGUUGCUAUCUUCAGAACUAAUUUGUAACUUCAAAAUGAUUUAUAGAACUACAUGCAAUACACUAUUCAUCCGGUGCACUAGACUUUAGUCUAACGAAAGCUCAUACUAUAAAAAAUUUCAGUUUGUAAGGUGCUGCAGGAGUCUUGCUCGGUUUUGCUGAAACACAAAAAUAUAGCUAUUCAGAAAUGAAAAGAUAAUGGGCUGGUUUGCACAUAAUGCUAAACCAUGGUUUAGCGCUACGUGAUGGAGCCGAAGUAAAGCAUUGGCUCACGUUCUUUUUCUUCUCUUUCAGUCAGGAGGAGACCUUCUGUCAUGUUUGCUUUCAGUUUCAAAUAACCUUGACUUAGUUUUAUGGAUAAGUCAGGAAUUCUGACUUACAACAGUGGUUGGUUAAUGUUUAGCAUGGGGUAGAGGGAAAUGUGUGAACCUGCUUCUCUUAGGCAUGCGCCGCCAUUUAGAAUUAAACCAUGAUUUAGUACAGCGUUCACACUUGCCCAGCGUUCAUCUUGCACUGGAAUUGUCAAAACAGGUCUUCAUAACAGAUUUUUUCUUAAAAACUGUGGUGGGUAGUAGGUUAAAAUAUACAAUAAUUGUAAUCAGGUUGGUCAGUGUUCACUGAAGCCAUGUCAUGGGGAAGGGAUCAGCAGUGGAAAAUAGGAUUAUUUUUGCCAUUUCUUUAUACUCCUUUUAGCUAUUUCCAGAUUGCAGGUCACAAGGAUGUUAAGGUGUUAAAUGAGUGUUACUUUUACAGAACUCUGAAAAUGCUCAGUGACCUUCAAGAAAUUGCAUGUGGAGCUCACCUGUGUCACAUCACAUAAAGUACUGAAAGCAGCACCUUAAAGUUUGAAAAGCUGGGAGUGACUAUGUAAUAUAGCUAUUUAAAGCUCAUGCUGGCAAACAAAGAGAUUCUUUCUUUGUCCUUAGUGAUUGAGGAAUAAUUGGAGUUUGCUUUGGAAAACUGAAGAUAGAAAGUGUUUCAGGCAAUUCUUUCUAUUUGAGACAGAGGCAAAGGUUAUACUUUACAGAGGGAAACAAAUGUUGGAAAGUGCCUGGGUUAAAGUUGCCAUAUUUCAAAAAGUAAAAAUCAGGGCACCCGGAAAGUUGAGUUGCCUAAGAUCCAUGACAAAGUGCUGCUUUUCGAAAAUUCCCCUGGAUGUCAAUUCCACCUUUGAAAAUCCUGGUAAUGUCCAGGAAAAUCCGGACGUAUGGCAGACCUAGCCUGGAAACUAUUUGGCACCAGAAAGCUAUAUUAUUAAACUUAAUCCUCCAUUGCUGUAGGAAGUUGUCUCAACUAUAUUUGGCAUGUUAAGUUUAUGCAAGGAAAUGUAGUGUCCCGAAUUCUUUGUACAGCACACUUGCCAAGUUCAAAGUUUGGUAUACACAACAAGAACUAAUAAGCAAAGCACACAACAUAUUGUUAAGCAAUACUACAAAGAACCCCAAGGCCAAUGUACAAUAUAUAAUUAAGGGAUUUAAAAUUAUGCAACAAGUGAGAUUAUGAUUGUAUCUGUGGCUCAAAAAAGUGUGGUUAUGGCUCUAAACAGAUUUAUUUACCAGUAUUCUUGUUAUGUUCAGCAGGCAAAUUUUUUGACAUUGCUUUGAAAAAAAUCCAUUGAGUAAAACUGGGUGGUGGAAUUGAUCAAAAUUUAGUUUACCCUAUUUUGGGGGCUGCAUGGUUUCUCUUCCUUCUUUGCCUCUGCAGAGUAGACAGUGCUAACAAAGAUAAUAAAGGAAUUUUAUAAAAUAAAAAUUGAGGAAAGCUUGGAGUAGAUGGGUUGGGUCUAAGGAUUGGAGCCAUUUCCCCCCCUGACUUCAGUGGGUUAGCUUAAAUGCACUGAUGAAGAUGAUCAACUUUCAAAGUCUCCUUUUUAGAAACACAAUGUUUGUAAGUCUCUAAUGAUAGAUUGCUUUAUUAAGAUGGUGUUUCUAUGUUUUUGAGCCGGGGCUUAGACCUGUUGCUUCUGAAGCUGUUUCAUUCUCUUCUGUAUUGAAUUUGGCAUUUCAGGGUAGCCUGGCAUUGUAUUUCAUUGGGUUUCUCUGCACUAUUUUUUACUUAACACUGUUAUAUUUAUCUUUAAGACACUGAGUUAUUGAAGUAUUUGUGAGCAAUCAAUCUGGUCAUCUCAUGUUAACUCGAAUAACAGAAGCUUACUGGAUUGAAUAUACAGUGAAUUAUUUUUACUGUGUGGUGAAUUAUUGGCAGUUUGGGUAUCAUUGCCAGGUUUGCAAAGCUUACCAGGCCCACAGGUAUGGGAGGUAGCUUGUGUCAUAAGACCAUUUAUAGCUGCAAAACUUGUUACGGUUUGCUGUCAUCCAACAGUCUUCCAAAGGCCUUCCAACUGCAAUUUCAGAUUAUGGAAUGGGAAAUUAUUAAAGUACUCAUUCUGUCAGCUGAUAAGAUGGAAUGACAGUUUUUUGGCUCAUGAUGGGUCCUUCUAAAUGGGUGCACUAAAUAACAGACCUAGGGAGACAUGGCCUAAAGUGACAUAGAUACCACACAUGGACUUCCGUAUUACAUCAGUAGACUUGUCAAAAAAAGUACAGGCCAAAGAGCAUACCUGGAGCUAAUUACUGGUGGAAAUGGGAUGCAGAUGGCGCUGUGGUCUAAACCACUGAGCCUCUUGGGCUUGCUGAUCAGAAGUUCAGCAGUUCGAAUCCCUGCGACAGGGUGAGCUCCUGUUGCUCUGUCCCAGCUCCUGCCAACCUAGCAGUUCGAAAGCACACCAGUGCAAGUAGAUAAAUAGGUACUGCUGUGGUGGGAAGGUAAACGGCAUUUCUUUGCACUCUGGUUUGCAUCACGGUGUUCUGUUGCACCAGAAGCGGUUUAGUCAUGCUGGCCACAUGACCCGGAAAGCAGUCUGUGAACAAACGCCGGCUCCCUCGGUCUGAAAGCAAGAUGAGCGCCGCAACCCCAUAGUCGCCUUUGACUGGACUUAACCAUCCAGGGGUCCUUUACCUUUACCAUAUUUUACUGGUGUAAAUAAAAAUUCUUUGAAAUGUUGUUCUUGUUAGAGAAAAGGCAUGUCAUGUAAUGGGUAUGAAUGAGAUAUGAAUGAGAAAGGACAGAGUAUUCCUUUUAUCUUUAUCUUGCCUAUUUUAAUUCUAGAUUUGGGAUCUAAUACGGAUAUUCUCUGCCACAUGAUGCCUUUUUAUAGCUAUGAUAUUCCUCACACUUGCGGACCAGAUCCUAAAAUUUGCUGCCAAUUUGAUUUUAAGCGCCUUCCUGGAGGAAGAGUCAGUUGUCCCUGGAGAGUCCCUCCUGAAGCCAUUCAUUCUGGAAACAUUCAGCACAGGUAAGUACACAGUGCUGCCCAUUAAUUUCAUGGCCAGUCAUAUCUUGGAACAAUGUCAACCAUCUAAAUUCAAAGUAUGUAGGAUGUGGAAAUUAAAUAAAUUUAAUAUGUAUAAAAGUUGGCUUUUCAAGAGGUAUGGGUGAUCUUACUGACCCUGCAGGUGGCUUGUCUCAUAUUUUCAGACAGCGACGAUGGCCCUGAAUCCCUUGGGAUGAAGUCUCACUUUGUGCAGGGAGCUGCACCUUGUCUUUGAACAAUCAUUAAUUUGGAAUAGGCUUUACAAUAGAGUCGUACCUUGGAAGUCGAACGGAAUACGUUCCAGAAGACUAUUCGACUUCCAAAACAUUCAGAAACCAAAGUACAGCUUCUGAUUUGCUGCAGGAAGCAGCAGAAGCCCCGUUGGAUGUUCGGGUUCCAAUGAACGUUUGCAAACCGCAACACUCACUUCUGGGUUUGCAGCAUUCGGGAGCCGAAACUGGUUCGCAAGGCGUUCAGGAUACAAGGUACGACUGUACAGUGGUACCUCAGUCUACGAACAGCCCUGUUUACGAAUUAUUCAGUUUACGAACUCCGCAAAACCGGAAGGAGUGUCCCGGUUUGCAAACUUUACCUCCGUCUAAGAACGGAAGCCAAGGGUAGAAGGGCACCGGCAGUGGGAGGCCUCAUUAGGGAAAGUGCGCCUUGGUUUAAUAACGCUUUGGUUUAAGAAAGGACUUCCGGAACGGAUUAAGUUUGUAAACCAAGGUACCACUCUAUUGCUUUUGAUGUCCUUUGAUCCUCAUCGUUUUCUACUGAAGUAUUUUGUAUCUUGUGGCAGUUCUGAAGAAUUUGGACAUCUAUACAAAACUAGGAAAUGAUAAUAAACUGAGUUGAGAAUUCUUUACUAGCUAAAUAUUUAUAAGGACCAUUAAUGCCCCACAUGAGCCUGGAUGUAUACUAAUGUCAUCAGAGGUCUCUUCCCUCCUCCUAUUCUGAAGGGAGACAAGUGAUAACAGGAGAGAAUGCCCUGCAUUGACAACCCCACCCCAUCGGUCUUAUCUGGCACUCAGUUUGAUUUCUUUUCCAAGCCGGGUAAAUUAUCUUUUUGCUUAUGCAGAUCUCCCUGUGGGCAAACUAAGCUUGUUUUAACUUUACAGUUUUUACCCUAUGCUUUUUACUAAGUGUGUUUUAUGAUUGUUGCAACUGUCCUGGGAUUUUCUUAAACUAAAGCUCUUGGAAGCAUUCCUUGAGCAGAAUAUCCUUUCUGCUGUACAACAGAAGCUCUCAAUUUCUUGAAAGCGUGUUCUCUGUGGAUUGGGAUGUAGACAGUUUUUAUAGUACAGACACCUAAGUCUGCUGUCUUCCAUCAUUGUUUUUAAAAAAGAAUCCUUUAAAAAAAGAAUCUGUUGAUUUUAGUGGAUGUUGGGGAAAAUAUGUUACAGUGGUACCUCGGGUUAAGAACUUAAUUCGUUCUGGAGGUCUGUUCUUAACCUGAAACUAUUCUUAACCUGAGGCACCACUUUAGCUAAUGGGGCCUCCUGCUGCCGCUGCGCGAUUUCUGUUCUCAUCCUGAAGCAAAGUUCUUAACCCGAGGUACUAUUUCUGGGUUAGUGGAGUCUGUAACCUGAAGCGUCUGUAACCCGAGGUACCACUGUACUUCUGGACCGUGAACUGCAAAGAUUAGAUGUACUUGAGAACAGAGGAAAUUACAUGGAAUUAAAUUCCAUGUGAUUUGCAUGGAAUUUAAACUAUAAAACCUAAAUAGGUUGAAAAACAAUAUUAAAUGUUGAAAUUUCAUUGAUAAGUGUUUUGUCGAUGCAUUGAUUCUUUUAUAAUUAAGUUACUUUUAGAAGCAUUGUGAACGGAUGCGGGUGGCGCUGUGGGUAAAACCUCAGUGCCUAGGACUUGCUGAUCGUAUGGUCGGCGGUUCGAAUCCCCGUGGCGGGGUGAGCUCCCGUCUUCCAGUCCCAGCUCCUGCCCACCUAGCAGUUCGAAAGCACUCCUAAGUGCAAGUAGAUAAAUAGGGACCGCUUUACAGCGGGAAGGUAAACGGCGUUUCCGUGUGCUGCGCUGGUGCUGGCUCGCCAGAUGCAGCUUCGUCAUGCUGGCCACGUGACCCGGAAGUGUCUCCAGACAGCGCUGGCUCCCGGCCCCUUAAGCGAGAUAAGCACGCAACCCUAGAGUUGGACACGACUGGCCCAUACGGGCAGGGGUACCUUUACCAUUACCUUAGAAGCAUUGUAGUAUUUGUGCUCCUUGUACUGACUGAACACAAAUCAUCUAAGGCUACAGCCUUAUAUAUACUUUGGAAUAUUGUCACAUUGAACUUGGUGGGACUUUGUUUUCAAGAAGCAUGCAUAGGACUGGGUUGCACCAGUUUAUUUAUUUAUUUUGAAGAGUUGUGCCCCAACUUGCAAUCAUUAAAAAAAAAAUUAGUCCAGUUGCUCUUCCUCCUCACUUCUGCUGUCAGAACUGUAGGUCAGAACUAUUGGCAUCAAAUCAAUUUGGCUGCCAUAACUCUUUUAGAAAACUUUAAUUCACCCCAGUCAGGUGAAAUUUUGCAGACUUAGUAAGAAUGAGUAUUGUUGCAAAAUACAUGUUCAUGUUGGUUUAUCCACUUACUCUAUCUUUCCCUCUCAAAUUAUAUUUUUUUCUAAGGGCAUGGAUGAUUUUAGAUCAGUACAGAAAGAAAUCGAAGCUUUUCCGCACCAAAGUUUUGUUGGCUCCACUGGGAGAUGAUUUCCGCUACACUGAGAGUUCAGAAUGGGAUCAGCAGUAUCAAAAUUAUCAGAAGCUUUUUGAUUACAUGAAUUCUCACCCAGAGUUCCAUGUUAAGGUAAGGUACAGUCCUGCUAUAAGUCAGUUGUUAAAUGGAUUUCAUUGCCUUCGCGGUUCAUUUAAACUUCAGUUUUGCUUUUUUGCUGGUUGGUUAUGCAUUCUCAGUGAUAGAAAGAACUCUAGAAUGAAUACAGCUGCAGUAAGCCACCUUGAACACAGAUAAAUAUACUUCAUAGUAAACAUAUUCCUACACAUGUUUUAAGAAAAUGUGGGUGAUAUACAACUAAGUCGUAUUCAGGUGACUUUACAUGCUUGGUGUUUAAAACAGUGGGCAGGUGUGUGUGUUGGGGGGAGAGUAUUUGGCAGUCCCACCUGCCAUGGCACUCAGCAUGUUUUGACUAUACACAGUUUUGACUUCCGUCGUGAACCCUGGAACAUAACUCCCAUGUAAUUUGCUGGCUUACUGUAUGCAUGAACACUGAAUGUAAUUCUUAGACUCUCUCUAUAAAUUCUCAGACUUGAAGAUUCAUGAUUUAUGUCUACAGAGAAGGUGGGUGGGGUGGAGAAAGGAUGAGGGUAGGUUCCAUUCCAGAGCUAAUGGAAGCAACGUGAGCUUCAGUACUGAAACGGAACAGCAGAUGCCUGCCAAAAACGCUGGUCUCCAAGAACAAAAUGUGCUUCGACUGAACGCAGUGUAAAGAACUUAUAUACCAUAUUUUAAUUUGCUUCAGGCUCAGUUUGGGACUUUGUCAGAUUAUUUUGAGGCUCUCCGUAAAGCUAGUAAUUUGGAUGAAAAGAACAGUAAUUCAGUGUUUCCUGUUCUGAGUGGCGAUUUCUUCACAUAUGCAGACCGAGAUAAUCAUUACUGGAGUGGAUAUUUUACUUCACGCCCCUUCUACAAACGCCUAGAUAGGAUUCUAGAGUCAUAUAUAAGGUAAGUAGGGUCACUGGCUUUUUUGGGCAUGGGACCCCCCUGAGGGUUUUUCCCUUAAGGUUGAGUUAGUUUGCACUACUUCAAAUGUGGGGUUACUUCCAGUUGUACUGAUCUUGUGCCUGUUUCCCUGAACAAUAUAGUGUGGGACCAGGAGUGCUGGGUUGUCCUCUAGCUAAAAGGCCAGAUUGACUGGCAUGAUGGGUCUUGCAACCCUUCUUUUGAAAGGAAGUGCUAGGGUGGUUGGAAAGAAAGGUUGGUGCUUCCAUUUGCCUGUGAACACUGGUGUUUUGUGUUGGGGGAGUUACACAUCUCCUGUUCUUUUCCUCCCAUGUUUCAGCAAAUGUGUUCGAUACGUUUUUAGUUUGGAGUUUUCUAGCAUUUCCUGUAUUUUGAGUUCUUCUUGGGAAAGGAAAUGCAGGUGGAGUGGGAAAAUGGCGCACCACACCAAAGUGGGUUCUUUCAAAUACCGUAUUUUUCGCUCUAUAGGACGCACUUUUUCCCCUCCAAAAAUGAAGGGGAAAUGUGUGUGCGUCCUAUGGAGCGAAUGCAGGCUUUCGCUGAUGCCUGGAGAGCGAGAGGGGUCGGUGCGCACCAGCCCCUCUCGCUCUCCAGGCGUCAGGCAGCUAUCUGCAAGACUUCGGAGCUAGAUGCUAGGUGUAUUUUAAGUAGUUCUAAGCAUAAACAAGUUUUUAUACUUAAGGCUUUGUUAGUCUUGUGUUUCAGAUCCUUGAAAGAAAGUAGCCUCUCAUUGACCUAAUGCUGAAGUGAAUAAUAGGAUGUUGCAAGUCUUGUUCAGUUGUAUUAUGGAAACCUCUUGGGGAACCUUUAUGUUGAAAGGUGGUAUACAAAUACUGUAAACAUUUUUUUUUAAAAAAAUACAUCUUUUUUUGUUUCAGGGCUGCUGAAAUUCUUUACUCCUUGGCUCUGGUACAGUCUAAAAAAACCGAGAAAAUGAAAGCAUUUCCUUCAGUGGACCACUACAAAUUACUAACAGAAGCUAGAAGAAACUUGGGACUUUUUCAACAUCAUGAUGCUAUCACAGGAACAGCUAAAGACUGGGUUGUUGUGGAUUAUGGCACUAGGUAAGUGUCAUGCAUUUCAUACUGCUUCUGGUAUGUUUCUUGGCUUGAGGGGAGAUCUGAUUAUUUGGUCUCCCAUUUUAGACAAACUUCUCUUGAUUUUUAUAUUUAAGUAAACUUAUUAAUAGCUUUGUGUUAGUCAACACUUAGUAAUUGCUGCUUUUUUGUAGCCCUUUAACAUAAAGAAUGCUUGAAUCCAACCUCCCACAGCUGCAGUAUUUAUUUUGUUCACAGGCUAUUCCAUUCGUUAAUAAACGUGAAGAAAAUUAUCACUGAUUCUGCUCACGUUCUUAUUCUAAAGGACCAAGAAACGUAUCAUUACAACCCAUCAACCCCAUUUCUUACAAUGGUGAGUUUGUGGUAAUAAUCCUUAUAAUCAUGAAGAAAUUCUUUCCAGGAGGCCACAAUUGUGUUGGUGAAUAGGCCAGUCUUGUUUUAGGUUCUUAGCUUGAGAUGGUUGGAUGCAUUAUGCACCUCACCUGGCACCUAAUGCAGCCUGGACAACAUUUUUUUGUAAUCAUACCAUAAAAAAAAGGUUUGGGAGAAGGAAUGUGCUAAAUUUUGCUGGUGAACUUAUUAGCCAUUUACUUCAUGUGGUGUUCAACUGUGUCCUCUUGAUGAAAAGAAUGUCAAUGGCAUGAGGGGAAGGGAGAUAAUUUUCAGUGUUCCUUUCAAACCCCCUGAGCAGAGUUAGGGGAGUUGCAGGGGGAGGGAAAAUUGCUGAAAAUGGCAUCCCUCCCCAUCCUGUUCCAUUGACAAAUUCAUUCUUUGAGUGAACGAACACUGUUAGAUGCCUACAUUGUUUACAAGGUACUGUAUAAUACAAUUAUACUGGAUGACCAAGUUAAGUUGUAGUACAGUGAAUGUUACACCUAAACUAACUGUGCUUGCAACAGGCUAGGUACUGUGACUAGCUAUAACAAUUUCCAGUUGGCUUCUCAAAUAGUUAAAUAGUGAACAAAAAUGAAAAACUCCCCCCCCCCCCGUAAUUUUAUUUCAUUGGUUAUUUCUUAUUUGAGUUUAAAAUAGCUUGACUGUAUGAAACUGUAGCAUGAAAGCAUGACAAAUCACAUCUUGUAUAAUUUGCAUGAUUAAAGAGUUCCAAAUUCCCAGACAGAGGAGCUGAGUUGCCUAGAGCAGUCAUUUACUUCAGCUUGAACUAUUUGUGCACUGAUACCUACUUCAGGUCCCUUCUUCCAGGUGUCUUCGUCAUCUGAGGUUGAGGCAGAUAGUGAUGGGGAGAGGCUCUCUCAGUGGUGUGUGGCUUGCUACCUGUUAAUUCUUGCUGAGAUCACUUUAGUGCUUCCUUUUAUCUGCUUUAUCUUGUGGUGGUGGCUUAAACAUUUUUUCCGCACCCUUAGAAUUUGAGGGCAGUGGACCAUCAGUCAUGGUAAUACAAAAACAAAAGUAUAAAGUGCAGUGCAUAAAAUUAAUUUGCAAUGGAUUUGAAACAUCUGGGUCAGUAAACAACGAUUUUACAUGGCACCAGAAGAUUUGCAAUAUUGGGGAGGAUGUUCCAAAGGCCCAGGACGUUGCCACUGAAGUAGCCUUCCCUCUUGAAUGAUGACUUCUGAAAUAAGGAGGUCCCUGAAGGUCUCAAAGCAUAGGAGAAUUAGUAUGUAAAGAGGCACUCAUUCAUAUAUUUGGAUCCCAAGCCAUUUUAUUGGUGGAUUUGAUUUUAUUACUAAAUUUCAUAAGCCACCCUCAAAACAUUGACAAUUAAAGAGGGAUCAGUAUACUUCCUUAAAAAUAAAGUGAAUGGGAUUUGAAUGGCCUCAUGCGUUCUGUGGCAUGGCAGGCUCAACUCUGUUCAGCAGCACAGUCCUAUCCACUGAGUUCCAUGAGACUUGCUGCCAGAUAAGUGGGUACAGGGUUGCAGCCUUGGUGAAUUUUCAAAUAGACUUUUCUUCUUAUGCUCUGUGUUGUAUCUGCAAGUAACCUCAACAUUUUUCCCAUUGGAAGGAUGAUGCGCAGUCUACACAGGACUCUUUGCCACACAAGACUGUCAUAGAACUGAGUAAACAGCCAAGGUAAAUGCUUUCUUUCUUAAUACAUGAGAAUACGCAGAAUGUUAAAAGUUCUACUAUUGUUUUGAUUUUUUUUAAAAAUAAACUAAGCUGUUUCAGGGAGAUAUUACAGGACUUGCUAAAAUUACAAAAUCAAGGUGGUAUAGUUGCAGUAAAUUAAUUUUUAGUUAAUGUUUUUUCCUUUUUUGUAAAUAGAGAUGAGAUUUCCUUAUUUACAGUGUAUACAUUUUAUGAAAUAAAAAUAAAGCAAAUUUAAUUCAUUAAAAUAGGAUAGUUCAUGAUUUAUGAAGAAAUUAGAAUAGGAAGCUUGGGUGGGAGGAAGAAAAGUUAUAGAUAACUCCCAAAGCAGUGUCAUUUAAUUUAUGUUUGCAUUUUUUGAUAUGCCAAGUCUAAAGCCAUAGUUUGUUUUUUUAAAAGAAAUACAUUUGAGGAUUUAGCAAUAGGGCGACAUUGAGAAAACAAAGUACCAUCUAUAUCUCAUCUCAAAGCUUAUGCUUUGCUUGAAAAACUGCUCUAAUAACCAGACACUUAAAUACAUAUUUAUUUAUAGGAUUACUUACGUAGCCCUCACCAUAAUGUCUCAUGGCGAGUUACAACAAUAUAGCCAUACAAUUUAAUAUCAGACAAAAUCAUUAAAAUAAUGAACCAACACAGUUUAAAUAAAUAAAUAAAGGAUGUCAAAGACCAAAGUAAAGAGGUGUGUCUUCAGCAUCUGCUGAAAGCUCUACAAUGAAGGUGAUAGAUACACCUCUAGCUAAGAAAGGUAACCAUGACAAUGCCUUUUUAAUCUGCUGUGAAAUAGUCACAGAAGCACUGAGCAGUAGGGUUAAGCAAAACAUAAUUUAUUCUCUCUCUCUUUUUUUUUAAAAAGCUGACACUGCUUAUGGUUGGAAAUGUCUUAGUAUUGCAUAGUAUCUGUGUACUAUACUAUACUGUGUACUGUGUAUUAUACUAUUGCAUAGUAUCUGUGUAGCAUAAUGUCUUGAUAUACUUCAGUGUUUCUCAAUAUUGAACAACAAUAUUGGUAGCAAAUAAACUAGGUGAAAGAAUUGAUUACUGUAGUGUUCCAGAAUUUGCAGUUUGAUGCUUUUUUUGAGUUGAACUCUAGCUCAUUUCAAGAAGGAACACUAGGAAUACCGCUUUAUUAAUAUUAUAGGUAUCUUAUCUAGUUCAGAAAUGUGGUGUUUUAAAUUAGUAUGUUGUGUGCAAGUUUGUACAGAAGUGAAUGACACUGAAACUUUGUAAUUGCCUAGUUGUCUGUGGUAAUAGUUACAGCAGAUAUCUCCGUUGCUGUCAUAAGGGCCACUAGUACUGGGAUUGCAGCCGUAGGGGUAGCCCUCAUAGUACUGCCCUGUGUUCAGCAAAGCAGGGCUAUGAAACCUGUGGUCAUGACCCCUUUCUCUUUUCUAACCUAUGGAAUUGGAAGUGGUGUUUGUGCAGCUUCUAAUAAUAAUACCAAUAGUUUGCAAACAGUGUCAUGGAGACUCUGAAUUGCUCUUUUCUAGACUAUGGAAGUUCUUCACAUGCUUUGUCUUGCCAUGAGAUCAGCAUUUUUGAUAGUCUCAUUCGGUAUGGCAACCGUAACCAAUAAUACUUGAGUGGGGGAGAAGAGGCAAUGAGUGGUCUAGCCCAAGUACGGCUUAAGUAUUUAUUGCUCAGCAAUAAAUACUUUGAGGCUCAGCAAAGAUUGUACAGCCGCCUUACCUUCUGCUUACGAACGUCUGAAGUAAUUUUUGAUAGGUCUCAAGUGGGUUGCAUGCCAACUUGAUGCACUCCAGAUGUUUGAAGCACAACCCCCAUUAGUCCUAAAUAGGAUGGCUGGAGCCAAAGGGAGUUGUAUCCAAACCAUCAGGAGGGCACCAGGUUGAGGCUGAUGUAGAGCAUUUCAGAGGGUUAUGGGUUGUCACCAUAGAACGUCUGGUUAGUUUGCAAAGGUUGCAAUUUAGGUGUUGCCUGUCUUACAGAAUUGUUUGUAUAAACAUCAGAACUGUCUUCUUGGAUAUAAUGUUGAUGAGGAGGCUAUGGGUGGUGUUAAAAAUGAACAGGAUCCGUUCUGGAGCCCCGUUCGCAUCCUGAAGUAAACGCAACCCGUGUGUGCGCGAGUCGCGAUUCGCCACUUUCGCGCAUGCACGUGACGUCAUUUUGACCGUCUGCGUAUGCACGAGCGGUGAAACCUGGAAGUAACAUGUUCCGUUACUUCUGGGUCGCCAUGGAGCGCAACCCGAAAGCGCUCAACCUGAAGAAACUUCAACCCGAGGUAUGACUGUAAACCUAAUUUUGGAACAGACAAUGCGGUUACAGUGGUAUCUCGGGUUAAGUACUAAAUUCGUUCCGGAGGUCCAUUCUUAACCUGAAACGGUUCUUAACCUGAAGCACCACUUUAGCUAAUGGGGCCUCCUGCUGCUGCUGGGCCGCCAGAGCACGAUUUCUGUUCUCACCCUGAAGCAAAGUUCUUAACCUGAAGCACUAUUUCUGGGUUAGCGGAGUCUGUAACCUGAAGCGUAUGUAACCUUAAGCGUAUGUAACCCGGGGUCCCACUGUAUAUCUUUCUUUGCAUAUCUGUGCUAGAUAAAAACCCAUGGUCUGAUUACCUGGUGUAGGUACUAGGUGAUUAUCUAGUGCCACAAGUGCAUUCAGCAGGGCUUUCUUUAUCUGCAGCCGUGGGUCUUUCAACUCAACCUUCGGAGCUGUCAUGGGCCACAGCCAGGACAAGGGUAGGCAUGGCAGGAUCUGUCAGAGGACGAGAGCCUCAGUUGGUGGUGGGGAAGUUUCCAGUAGUGAUGGAGAAGAGGGUCGUGUGGCACUGCUGCUGAAUUCUUCUGUAAGGGAGCAGGAGUCUGUUGGGUCAGUUCCUAUUCAGUCUCCUGAGCACAAAGUUUCCAGGGUAGCCAAGGAGGCAGGUAGCCAUUCGGCCAAGCCAGCUGAGUUAGAGGUAGGGAGUUGGACUCUGUACCCAUCACAAAAGACAUGCCACCAUCUGAACAGAUCCAGCAUCUCCCCUUGUAGGAGUGCUUCCUUGCAAGGUUUUUGCUGGGGAUGAGAACCACAUAACCGACCGGUCCUGUGAUGGUGCCUGCUUAUGCCUAGCCAUGAUCCUAGAACUCUCAUGAACGAUGUAUUCUGUACUUGAGCUGAUACUGAGACUGUGUGCUGAAUUAUCAAUAAAUCCUUUGGGAUUUCCUGAGUUGAGAGUCCUCUGAGUCUUUUGUCUGAGAGUGGGAGCCAGUUCAAGACCAAAUUUUGGGGCUGCAGGGGAAAGAAGUCCCAUUAGGUGAGUGGAUAUUAAUUCCACAAGUGGGAAACACCUUUGAAUGUCACCUAUUGAUUCUUCUACCACAAUUGUAAUAUUUGCAGAAAUCCUUGAUACAUUUGAAGAAAAGUGCUUAGGACAUUUUAAAAAGAUGUUGGAAAAUAUAGGCUUCGAGAUUCUGUAAAGGUUUGGCUUAAAAUUUGGUACAUGUUUCUGACUUCUUAAGAAGGGUAAAAUUUACUGCAGUGUACUAUAGAAAUAUAAAAAGUUAUAUUAAGUUAACUUUUACCCAGAGUACACCCAUUGAAAUUAAUGACCAUGACUAACUUAGGUCCAUUAAUUUCAGUGGGUGUACACUGGAUUGUAUUCAACUAACUUUUACUCAGUGCGCUGAAAGUACUUCCAAUAUCAUUUUUCACCAUUUCUUACAAUGGUCUUUUAAGCUUGCACAACUUUAUUAUUCCGUACUAAAAACUUGAGCUUGAAAUCAAGAACCUUCAUUUCAUAAUUUAUGCUCUUGGCCACUGUACUACAAUAAAUAAAUGCAGCAAAAGUCUAGGAAUUGUCAUAACUCGUCAGGAGAGAGCAGGCAGAGGUCUGUGCUAUCUUUAAUUUUAAUCAGAUUUCUUCUAGUGCCUCUCUUUGCUUUACCCCUUCCAGACUUGUGUGUAGUCAGAUACUGUUUGUAGGCUUUUUGUUGUGAUUUUUCAGGAAAUAUUUUUACUGUUGAAUUCAGCUGAUAAAUAAAUCUUUUUCAGGCUCAAGCUUGUUUAUUUAGCUGAUAUUUAUACAUGGUGGUUGUGGUAGAUGACAUACAGCUUGUGACAUACUCAGUUUCUUACAGGUUACCUAUAGAUCUUGCCAUUUUGGGGUGUGUGUUCUGCCUCUUCAGGUUGCAAGAGAGUCCUUACAUAACUUUGAAAAUCAACUGGACUUUAAUGUAUUGCCAUUUGCUGCCAUUAGUAGUUUUUCCCCCCAUAGGUUAUCACCCAAGCUGUGAUAUGAUAUCUAACCUACUUACUUUGUGUAGUCACAUUGAAAUCGGUAUAGUUAAGUGAACUGAUUUCAUUGGGUUUGCUCGGAGUCCUCACCUUGUGUUUUAUGGCAUUAGGUCAGCAGCAAGACAAUAUACUAGUUUAACAGAACCACCUGUGCUAUGAAAAAUACUAUGCUUUAUUUUAUACUGCCUAAUAAGGAAAAUAGUUGAAAGAAUAGGGACAGCAGCGCAUAUGUUCACCAACCAUGAGUGUUUGUGCAGUAUUAGAAACAGAGAUAUGAAAGCUAGGAGCUAAAUGGCUCCUUAAAUCUUGGUUAUGGAUGCAACAACAGAAUGUCCAGGCACACUUUUUUUAAUAACAAGAAUACAAAGCUGAAAAUGAAUGAAUUGCUGCUAAAAUAUUACAAUCAUUUUUCACAUGGUCUAGUCCUUCCCCUGCCCACCCCUCUAAUAUUCUUAAGAGGGUCUCUUCCCCAGUCUUCAGAGAGCAGCUGGAAGUGGGGAGGCAGAAAAAGGCCCACUUUUCCUUCCACUCUGCAAUUUUAAUCUGAAUUAGUCGCAGUACUGCACCCAGAACUCAAAAACUGCUCACCCUAAUGAAGUUCCCUGUUGCAAAAUGCGCCUAGAACAAUGGGAGUUUCGAACACGUGUGUGUGUGUGUGUGUGUGUGUGUGUGUGUGUACCUGAGAGAAGUGAGUGAUGAAGUCAGUUCAGGAACAUGUUGAGAGUGUGGGGGGGUCACAAAAUCAGUUUGUGGCUACAUAGAGGAAAACAAAAACCCAGUGACUUCAGAAUUUAGGGAUCUGAUCAGAACAGAGUUGCUCUUAAGAUUGUUAGCAGGGAGGGGAGGAUGUUUGAGAAAAAUGAGAGCAACAAAGGAAAAGGUGAAUUUAACAGGAUUGGGGUCUAGAGCGCUGGCGCCACGGACUCAUAAUUGCUUGUUCUGUCUCUGUCUCAGAGACUCAGUUGGUAGUUGAGAGAUUAAAUUGAGCUGAAAGUAUUUAUUGCUUGUGAGUGUAGUGGUAAGGUUGGACACCAAAUCUUAUUUAGAAUAGUUAUGAGCAGUAAAUACAAACAGAUGUAAAAAAAUAAAGGUAACCUUUGCCUAAUUAAAAUUUGUUUGAAGAAACAAACUUAAAUAAAACUAUUGAAGUGUACCUAUGCUGUGCAAUAUUGUCACCUUUAAAUGGAUGUUUUCAUUUAAAUAAUUAUUGUGAUUGCUUCAUAUAAUGGAGCGGCAUUUUUAGUGCUGCUACAUUUUCCCUUGUAAAAUCCACCAGAGCGUGUAGCAUUGUGGUAUAAAUUUUCUGUGGAGUUAAAAAAAUUGGCAGAUUUGCAUGCACUUUUGUCAUCAGUGGGUACAGCAUCAUGGAUCUUGAAGUAUUUGUGGAACUGGCAGAGAUGCAGGAUGGCUUUUGGAGUAAGUUACGAAGUAGAUGAGAAUUUAGAGUUUUGAGUGCAAAGUGCUUCUGCUUUUACUGGGAUUAUAGAAAAUGGUUGGACAUAAAGGAUUAAAUUGAGAAUGUUUUUUUAAAUAUAAAAGUAUAUACUGCUAUAUCAUAAAACAUGAAGAUGGUAUGCACAGGAAUAUAACGUGAUUGAUGAGAUAUAUGAGAUAUUUAAAUUGUUUGUUUUGGCAAUUUAGCCCACUGUUUAUUAAAACAAUCCCAAAGUAGGGCACAAUGUAUAAAAACAAAUGCAAAAUACCAAGAAUAAAUAACAUAAACCAGGCAUAGGCAAACUCGGCCUUCCAGAUGUUUUGAAACUACAAUUCCCAUCAUUCCUGCCCACUGGUCCUGUUAGCUAGGGAUGAUGGGAGUUGUAGUCUCAAAACAUCUGGAGGGCCAAGUUUGUCUAUGCCUGACAUAAACCCAUAAUCACAUACCACAUACCAGUGAUUCCAGCAGGGACAAGCUGCCUACCCCCACAACCAGUUCUGCCCAAAGCCUGAGUAGAUAAAAAUGGUUUUUAACUGGCACCAAAAACCCAUCAGGGUUGACGCCUGUCAGAUCUGUGAGGAGAGAACAUUCCCCAAAAAGGUGCUGAGAACACACACUCACACUCUUAGUUCAUAAUGCAAAUUUAGCACCAUUAAGAGGGCAUACUCACCUGAUUGUCAUUUCCCGGAAAUCUUAUAUGGGAGCAGGUAAAGGUAAAGGGACCCCUGACCAUUAGGUCCAGUCGCAGACGACUCUGGGGUUGCGGCGCUCAUUUCGCUUUACUGGCCGAGGGAGCCGACAUUUGUCUGCAGACAGUUUUUCCAGAUCAUGUGGCCAGCAUGACUAAGCCGCUUCUGGCGAACCAGAGCAGCACACGGAAACGCCAUUUACCUUCCCGCCGGAGUGGUACCUAUUUAUCUACUUGCACUUUGACGUGCUUUCGAACUGCUAGGUUGGCAGGAGCUGGGACCGAGCAACGGGAGCUCACCCUGUCGCGGGGAUUCAAACCGCCGACCUUCUGAUCGGCAAGCCCUAGGCUCUGUGGUUUAGACCACAGUGCCACCCGCGUCCCUUAUAUGGGAGCAGACAACCCAUCAAAUAUUUAGAUCCUAAGCCAUUUAGGGCUUAAAUUCAUAUAUUAUAUGAAUGUAAAUAGCAUAUGAAUAUUGGUUAUAAUAUUGCUGUCAAUGCUCAAAAGCCCAAUCUCAUCACCUGAAUUGUGUAUCAUAUUUGUAAUGUGAUUGGGCAAAAUAGUGUGGGGUGUGCAUAUGAAAGCCUUUAAGGCCUCAGCUCAGUUCCAUGAAGGAGUGUUGUCAUGGCGGUUCUUUUUUUGGCCAUUAGUCUCUUGUUUUGCAUACAUGUUGAUGUAAGGAAAUACAUGUAGUAGAACAGAUUUUGUAAUGCUACUUCAUUUUCCCUUGUACAAUUUGCUUGAGAAACCUGCUCAAGUUUGGACUUUAUUAUUAUUUCUUUCUCUGUAGGCAUCGUUUUCUAGUUUAAAUACAUUAGCUCUUAUUCAGGUGUUUUUUCCCUACUUUUGGCAGAGAUAUUAAAAACAUUUAUAUUGAUGGCUUUUGACUUAUAUGCUGAGGCUUUGAGAGAUGGGAUUUUUUUCCUACUUUUGGCAGAGAUAUUAAAAACAUUUAUAUUGAUGGCUUUUGACUUAUAUGCUGAGGCUUUGAGAGAUGAGAUUUUGGGUGUGAGGUUGCAUAUUACCUUACAGUAAUAUUCAUGGUCACCUAAUGAGCAUGAGCAUCUUCGCUUUCUCAGAAGCAGACAUUUGCCUUUUCCCAACCUUUCACUUUAUUUCUAUAUCUUGUGACUACUGAAAUAAUAAUAAUAAUAAUAAUUACUUCUACUACUAUUAUAAUCACCAUCACAACAAACUAUUUGGCUGUUGCAUAAUCAAAACACUGGAAGAUAUAGUACUAUAUCAUUGAAGGAGUUUCAUUAAAUUUUCCUGCUUCAGAGCAGAUUUGAUGAAAUUUAAUCCUAGUUGCAAUUUAUAUGAUGCCAUGUCCGGGCAUAUGUUUAUGUAUGAAUUCUGCUUGAAAGUAUCUCUGGCACUAAUAGAGGUAAGUGUUUUUCUUGAAAAAGGUUAAGAGCAGCAGGUGGUGGCGUCUGUCUCUGGAAAAUGUUCUUCGGGAAUCUUUUUGAUAACAUCUGUUCUGUUACUAUUGUGUGUGGGCAAUCAGAUCUUGAUGACCUCAUAAUUUGCUAUUUGCUUGUAGUGCUAAUGCCCCAAGACUUCAUACGGGGCACUUUUUUGUUCGUGAAAACUCUAAUGGUGGCCACCACCAGUUUUAGUGCGUGAGCCCAAAGCUCAGGUACCUUCCAGAAUAGUUAUUUUCGUGGAAUGUGGCAGUUAAGAGUCAGACAAAACUUAGUGGUGUGAGGAGAAAUUGGCAUUUUGGAGAGCACUUUAAUGAUGGACUAGGCCAAGCCUCACUACUGAAUCUGGGGUAAAAUGUUCUGACUGGAAAUUUUUUUCUUCAGGGUCUUUCUGGCUGAUGGAAACAGGAGAGCAAUUUUAAAUUUUUGAAGGAAGAAAUCAAUUCCAGCAAUAGACCCUGAGGCAGUGCCACAAAGAAGUGCUCUGAAUGGUGAGAGCAGCACGGCUGCCUAUUGCCUCUGAAACAGAGGUAGAUGUUCAGUUUCUCCGAGUUCUUGUCUUAAGUCCAGUUUUAACGGGACCUUUUUAGAUGGUACGAAAAGCCUCCUUCAGUAAACCUGCCUCCAUGCUUUUGUGUGUGUGUGUGGGUGGGUGGGUUACAUCUAGCAUUUGUCUUUCCACAUGGGUGGAUGUUGUGCUGUGCCACAUAGUAUGAGUAAAGUAGAGUCUUUUGUGAGUGUGGUGUCUUGAUUUUUAUUGUAGAUCUCUAUCUUGUUACAGGUGACAUGAUGUUUUAAGUGAUGGAACUGAUGCAAAGCUUUAAAAAUAGUAUCGCAGAGCUGUAUUAGUCAUAAAUGUAAAACACACAAUUGUGUACCUGAAAUUGACAAGGACACGCCCUGUUGUUUGCAUGGUGUUUACAUUUCCCAAAUUGCGGGCUUAAUUCUUGGCUAAAAUCACAAUAUAAGUUUCCUCUUCUUAUUGGACUUCUAAUUUCCUCUUUCACCUUCCCUUCUGUUUGUUCCCCAGUUACAUUUUAAUACAUGGUUGAGUUUGGUUGACCUCAACUUUUGGGGGUUCUAGGUACAUUUAUCAUUAAAUUAUUCUCUGACCUUCCCCCACCAGAGAGUGGCUUUGGAUAAUAUUUCUGCAUUGCAACUUCCUGUUCAUGUGCAUCUUUGUUUUUAAUCUGACAUAGGACUUCCACAUCUGCACUGCUUGGAGAUUCAAGGACAAUUUCAGGCAGCAGUUAUUUUUAAAUUGCUGUUCAGAUGAUGUGGAAACAAGAACAACUUGUCACUUGGUUUUCCUUUUGUAUCAAUAUCUCUUAAAGACACUAUGCUGAAGGAAAGAGAGAGAGAGAGAGAGAGAGGGAGAGAGGGAGAGAGGGAUAGAAUUAAGUUCUUAUAUGGCCUGAAUUUCUGUUGUGAAAUUCUUCUCUGUAGUGGCACCUUCCCUUCAGGUGUCAAGGAAAUAAACAACUAUCUGACUUUUAGAAGACAUCUGAAGGCAGCCCUGUAUAGGGAGGUUUUUAAGGAUUGAUGUUUUUAUUAUGUUUUAGAUAUGUUGUAAGAUGCCUAGAAACCAGCCAGAAGGGUGAGGUAAAAAUAAAAUUAUUAUUAUUAUUAUUAUUAUUAUUAUUAUUCACAGACGUUAAAAUUCAGAGAGAUUAGAGGCAACUUUGAGGUGGGGAUCUGUUCUCCCAUUCCGUGGAAAGUACCAUGUACAUAGAUGACACCACAUAAUUAAUAAUAAUAUAUCUCAGAAUCAAGCAUCUACAUAGUCUGUGCAAGCCUAGGCUGGCUAUGUCUAUGAAGGACAUUGAAUUUACACUACAUAAAAAUAAUAUGCAAAAAACCCCAACACAUUUCCUGCCAUUUUUUUCCCAUAGAAAAAUUUAUGUCAUCAUUUUAAAUAUUCGUGUCUUAGAUUGAACUGUUGAAGUGCAAGCGGUGUGUCUCAUAAUUUGUUGCAGCUCAUGUAAAGUUAGAGGCAACUGUAGUUCUACAUUUGAAUGAAUAAGAUAUGGUCUCUUGUACAGAGAACAGAAUAAAUCUUGAGAAGGUCAAGGCUUAAGGCAUGCUGGUACUUCCUAGUGGUGAGAUGAAAAACUGGGUGGUGCAUAUAUAUAACCACGUCGUCGUGAUGAGUUUCACUAGUACAGGCAUCCCCCACUUACAUGGGGGUUACAUUGCAGGCCUGCGCGUGCAUAAGUGAAGUUGUGUGAAGUGCAAUCUCUGCCACUCUCUCCUCAAUCCAUACAAAAAAAGAAGAAGAAUGUUUUAUCCAAAAAUAUCCACAACUAGAAUUGAAGCUGUGGAGCAGGCAGGAGGCUGGAGGGAUGUGUGGGAAAGUGGUGGCAGCGGCGGCUGCACUACCCCACACAUCAGCUGUUAGGCGGGGAGGCUGAGCAGCAUAAACAAAGCCCAGUCUCUUCAGGGCUUCCUCCACCUUCACUGAUACCCUCUUCCGGCUCUGGGGUUGGUCUUUUCGUGAGCCACAAGAACUCCUUUCUGGUUUGAAUCGAAUUAUUUAUUUCCCGUCACUGCAUGUAUACUCGGUCACACGUGAGUUGAUCAUGUGCAAGUGGGUGACGCUUGCAUGUCUCUUAGAUGCCAGUGAACAUGGGGAGUAACUCAAACAAGGGGUAUCUGAAUGUUUAGCAAUAUAAAUACUCUUCUUUGCCAUUGUUCUCAGGUUAAUUUUGGAUGAAUUUUAUUGGGAAAGGGUCAUUCAGUUGCUUUUAACUCUUUGGAUUCUUUAAAUAUCAACCUUUUAAAUAGAGGUCAUGUCAUUAUAUUCACAUUGACCAGUGCAGCUUACAAAUAUGCUCCCGCAAGAAAUCACCUAGGAAGUUAAGUAACUGAGACAAAGUAGUGUGAUAGAAAGUGUAAGAACAGAAAUUGAUAAAAUGUAUACCAGUGUUUUCAUUAUAUUCCAACAGUUUUUUUCUCUCUUUAAUUUAUGUGAAUGCAUAUUUUAAGAUAUAGCUGCAUCAUUUCUUUCUAUACUAAUUGCUUGUGGUUUGGGCUAAGAAAUAGCAACUGUCCAGAUGUUCUUUGAUUCAGCUACAAUACUUGGCUUCGUUUGUUGGGUGGUAUUCAGUGUUUUGCAGAUAGAUCUCAAAAGCACCUUUCUGAAGGAGGAAAAUGUUUCCUCCAACAGAGGAAGCUCAUUUGAACCCAACCCAAUGAUAUAAAGUAAUUUCAAUAAGUUAUAUAUGCUUUUAAGAGAAUAUACACACCAUAUUAAACUGUAUUUUGAGGCUCUAGACAUGAAACACUUCAGGUGACUGGUAAAUGAAUAGAUUUAUCUGAAAAAGAAUUGCCAAGGACUUUUCAGUAUUUUCUCUUCAAAAGUGUUCUUAAAAGAAAAACUCUUAAUAUCUAGCUAGCAUAUUAGAUGCAUUGUGCAUCUAAAUGCAUUGUGCCCAUGUAUUCUUUUUGUUUUAAUGUUUUCUUGGUAUAAUUGCCUAGCUUGGUAAUUCAGGUGAAAAAAGAAGUCUUUGAUCAAAUAACUUUGUUUUUGUAAAGAUCUGGCAACAUUUCUUGCAGGUACCUUUUGAUUUAUAACCCUACAGAACAAGAACGCUCAUCAGUGGUUUCAGUCUACGUGAAUACACCUCGAGUUAAAGUAUUGUCUCCUUCUGGAAGACCAGUUGUGGUCCAGCUUACCGCAGUAUGGGAUGGAGCUGCUAAAAUAAUAUAUGAUGCAUACCAGGUAAGCUAUUUGUAAUACAUCUAUGAACGUGUACUGAACAAGCAUGUGAAUGUUUUGUAUGUGGGAAGUAGUAGUACCAAUGACAAACAAAAACGGAAUUCAGUCAUCUACAACUGUUGCUAGAUAAUGUAUUUGGGAGAAUUUUUAAAGCAUACAAGUGAUAAUUUUAACUUUGGGAUUUGAUUAUUGUCUCCCCCUUUAUAAAUAGUAAUGAGAUGCCUAUGCAUUUGAGACUUGGAAGGUGCAUAAAAUUACUACAGCAUGUGUGUUUACUUGGAAGUAAGCUCACUUUAAUUUCUUGGAGGUUGCUCCUAAGAAAUUGGGUAUAGGAUUGUAGUCCUACUAAAGCUUUCUUUUAAUCCAGGUUAUAGUUCCAAAGUGACAAAAAAAACCAUCAUUUUUUCAUUUCAAAUAUUUAGUUUAAUUAAUGUUUUUCCUGGUGGUGAGAAGUCAGAGCUGAAUGUGUAAGUUUGAAGUUAACAAUUCUCUGAACAUAAAAUAAGUUAUUUUGUUUGUCUCUCUGGGAAAGGAGAAUCCAGGUUACGUGUCCUUUCAAAUUCUCUUGGCUCUCCAAAUUCAUAAAAUUCUGUGGAAUUUCCAUCAACAUUUUUUUCUGCUAUAAUCCUUAUGCUUUUUGUAACAGUUUCCUAAAAGUGCAAAAUGAAAACAUUUUUCUCUGCUACUGCUGAAGUACAAGAAACCUACUGAGGGGAUGCAGCUGUAGUGUUUGAGCAUGCAGAAAAUAACUGUUCUUGAUUUCCCUUUCUGUCUCUUGCUUGAAAUAUAAGUAAGCGUCUUUACUUGUGUGAAACAGCUUUAAAGAAAAGCACAGCAAUUCUUUAUAUAUUCAAGUAAGAGUACAUGCAGUGAUUAAAAGAAGGAUGGUUUGUUGCUCCAAAAUAUUUUUUUGUUGAUUCAUUGCUCCUCAAAUUUCUCAAACGUAGAAGAAUUUGAUUGCAUCAUUACCUUUGAAUUUCUUAGAAUAGAAGCAAAUGAGGAUAAAUUGAUGUAGUGGAAUCUUUGACUGAAUGCAGUUUUUUUGAAAGGAAGCUAUUGUAGCUAAUAUUGUGUCCUAGGUUCUGCUUUAUUGUGGGGAAAGCAUGGAUUUAAUAAACUGAAAAGAAUCCUGCUAAAUGAGAUCUAGCUCUCUUGAGUACCAUUAUUUUCACAUGUCUGUUCAUAACAAGGAUGUUGGCUUUGAUUAGAAAAUAGUUCCUAGCACUGUUGUGAGUUUGGGAUCUUGGUAUAAGUCAUCCUUUGGGGACCAAAUAAUUUUGUUUACACUUGGAUGUCUGCUCUUGAUAUUGAAAAAAAUAACCUUUCUUUGCCUUCACUUAACAGAUUUCUUUCUUGGUUCGUAUACCACCCUUGGGUUUUGGAGUUUACCAGCUGCUGGAGGGUCUGAGUUCGGAAGCUGCAUUGGCGGACUAUAAUCUCUAUCAUAACGACAAAGCUAAGCUAGUCAAGCCCUAUAGAGUUUUCAACGUUAAAGAGAUACAGAAUGCUCUGGAUGAGAUCAUGCUAGAGAACUCUUACAUGAAAGUCUGGUUCUCUGGGAAUUCUGGACUUCUUGAGGUAUGUAUAUUUAACUAUUUGAGAUUGAAAUAAUGUGGAAUAACAGUAUUAUUAUUAUUAUUAUUAUUAUUAUUAUUAUUUAUUAUUCCUUUAGAAAGUAAAUACGAAAGAAAAUAAUAAAAAUCACCGUGUCAAGAUGGAAUUUGUUUGGUAUGGGACUACAAGUAACAGAGAUAAGAGUGGGGCUUAUCUCUUCUUACCGGAUGGAGACGCCAAGGUAAUAAUAAGCUUGUGUUUGGACCAUAUUGAGGAAAGCAGGGAAGAGUGUAUAUACUGGCUUUGAUCCAGAGGUACCAUUCUGCUAGUGGAAAACUUCCCCCACUUUUGAAAUAGAUGUUGUGACCUCCCAGAAGAGCACUGGAUUGAGAAAAGUGAGCCAUGACUGACUGGGAAGAUAGGAGGAUGAAUCUCUUGAGAGUCAGUGCUCAUUUAGCUAUCCAUUAGUGGUAAACUGGGAUCUGAUCAAGAACAUUUUUAUCACUUGUCGUGUUAUAUAGGUAUCACUAAAAAAAAAUGGACUUAAUCCAGAUAUGCUCUUAUUGGAAGAAAUAGAGGCAGGGUGAUUUUUGCUGGUUACGCCUUCCUGCUGCGUCCCCUUUGUGUUUCUUGAAAACAUACCCUUAAGGAUUGGGAGAACUAGGUUCUAAGAGAUGAGGUGAGGAAAUCAGGGGGAAUUGUCUUGUACUCCACAGCUUCUUCCAUCAAUGGAAGGAAGCUUUCCAUUUCUGGAAGGGCAACUGCACAGCCAACCUAAAAUAUUGAAGUAGAUAGUGAAAUGGGCCUUCAUUUUUCACUGAAGAUAAACUGCAGAUACAAAACAUUUUGGAAACGGGGAUCUACAGCAGGAUUGAGGAGCAUCCAAUCCACAGACCUAAUUAGGUCUGGGAGGGGUCGCUGCUUGACUCAUGAAGCUGUUACCCACCCACCCCCAAAACUACAAUCACCUGUCCCAGGCCUCCAUCAGAUGAGGGGCAGGUGGAGAUGUGGCAGCCAAUAAACGAUCAGGACCUUUGAAAUGUGCUCCUGGUUGUGCAUUUAUAAGGGGAGGGGGCUUGCUGUCGCUGCCGAUGACUGAGAAGGCCAUCUCCCAGUUUUCUUGGGAUUUCCAUAAAUAAAUAUUCCAAUUUUAUGAAAAGCUGUGCCAGAAAGGGGGAAACUAUUUAAUUAGCGAUCAGAUAUUGUUGAAUAACAAUUGUCCUUUGUAUAUAGCUCUUGGUUGAAGCUUGAGGGAUCUUUGACAAGAUAAAUGUGGCCCAAAAUCCAUCUCUCUCAUACAAAGUAUGAUUUUAACUUGGAGCUCUUUCAAGGCGUUCCACGGAUGUGGUGAAAGAAGAUGUGUGAGGGACAUGCUUCUUCCUACUUUUUGGAGCUCCUCUGAAGGGUUGCAACAACAGUGCCCCCCCCCCCUUAAGCAAGACAAUGAAAUGUGAAGAUUCAAAGUACUAACAUAAUUUUGCUUUUGUCUUUUUGCAGCCCUAUGUUUUCUCUGAUCCACCUAUCAUACGAGUUACACAUGGGAGGAUCUUUUCUGAAGUUACUACUUUUUUCCAUCAUUUGACACACACAGUACGACUUUACAAAGUUCAUGGUAAUGUAUUGUUAGCAAAUCUAGCUGUGCAAUUAUGUUCCAGUUCUUUUAGGGUUUAAUAUUGUCUUGUUUCGGUGCAUGUGAAUACAGUUGACUUUCCUACAGUUUCCCAUUUUAGAAACUUGUUAACUGCAGUGAGAGUUGUUCAGAAAUGAACUCUUUGAUCUGCUACAUUUAUUCAGCCUACUUUAGAUUAAUGUAAUCCAUUAUUUGUGGUGGUGCCUUUGAAAAGUGUUUGGGAACGUCAACUGGUUUCAACUAACAGUCUUACAUAUAUAUAUUUGUAUCUAUAUAUCUAUAGAUAUAGACAACCACCUCUGCCAGGGACCCUCACUCAAGUAUAAGCCAUGGGGGGCUUUUUCAGCAUAAAAAAAUUGCCGAAAAAGUCGGCUUAUACUCAAGUAUAUACGGUAAACAUUAUACAACCUUUAAAAUAUCCAAUGACUUCCCUUCUUCUCCUUCUGUAGUUCAUAUUACAAAUCAUACUUUCCUGCAUAUUUUACUAUAACCAUUCAAUUUUCCACUUUUACAUCAAUCAAAUAUUGUUUACUCUGUUGAAUUUAUCUUAAUGCUGCCAGUGUUUUCAGCUGUGUACAAUUAUUCUCCAUAUAUUCAGUAAAUAUUUUCCAUUCUUCUUUAAAUAUAUGUUCUUCUUGCUCUCUUAUUCUGUGGGUUAAAUCUGCAAGUUUUUCUUCGUAUUCUAACAUCUAAAGUUGCCAGUGCUCUUUACAAGGGACCUUGCUCACUUUGCAUUUGGGGGCUGACAGAACAUGGGCUGUUGUUGUUGCAUACAUAAACAAAACUUUUCUGGCCCCUGGGAAUUUCUGUCUGGGUUAUUCCCAACAAAAAGGGCUCUGGUUUUUUAGUGGAAGGUAAAUCUAAACAUUUCCCCCCAAACUCAUUAUAAAUAAUUUCCCAACUCAUUCUUUAAUCCACACUACUUUUGAAAAUCAAAGGAGGUGGAAUCAGUUGAAUUAAUAAAUAUAUCAUGUGCAAAAGAUGGCAUCUUCUGACAUCUUUCCUUUGGUUCCAGUCCUCUUCUAAAGCAGGAUAUGCAGCUCUAGAGAUUCAACUGAUAGAAGCAUCUAUGAAACCCCUCUUUAUGUGGCUCCAAUUGAGCUGCAAAUAUAUGUUGCACUUGACUGGUUCCUUACUGCUUAGGAUCAUGGGUUUGACUAGUAUUUGGAAAUUACUGAAUCUCAUUUUAUAUUUAGGGCUUGAAGGUCAGUCCCUUGAGGUAUCCAACAUUGUGGACAUUAGAGGAGAAUACAAUCGUGAGAUUGCAAUGCGGAUUUCAUCUGACAUAGAAAGCCAUAACAGAUUUUACACUGACCUCAAUGGAUACCAGGUAAACACCAUGUUAAUUUAAACACAGGGGUUAUGUUCUACGUUUUAGAUUAGCCUUUUUGUUAACAUUUACUCUCAUCUUUUAUUGGAGUGGUGUUUUUUAAAAAAUUAGUAACAAUUAAAAAUUUCUAUAAACUGGAUGAAAAUCUUAAAAUAUUUACGUUAUCUUCCCAUCCUCCUCAUCCCCUAUUUUUUAAAAAUUCCACUCAAUUUUAUCAGACAUUAAUGAAGAAAUGCCACCUUUUAUCUCCCACUAAUGAUACCAUGUCUGUCCCCAUGUUUUGUCUCUCUCCCUUAUCUGGAUUCCCAAGUCAGGACAGCAGAGAGGUGCUUCCAUUCCCUUUAAAAGGGAGUUAUCAGCUAGCAUAACCUGAGGUUGGUGCAAUCAGUAUGUUUGCUGAUGAACCCACAGCCAUGGUGGAAUGCAGCAGACCUCACUCAGGCAAGCUCCCUGUAUUUUCAGCAACAUGUAUGCAAGCUCUUGCACAUGGUAAAUUAGAAGAUUAGCAGGCACACAGAAAGCAAGUGAAUCUCAAAAAUGAGGAAGAGAAAUAAAAACCCAGUUGUUAACCGCCUUCUCUUAUACCAGUUCACCCUUUCACUGAGAUUUUAAUCUGUGACUUUCCUCUGGGAGCUCCCACAGAUUUAGCUGAGUUGCAUACAGAUGUUUGUUUGUUAAAAUAUUAGUUAGAAAGAUAACUUGUUUAUAGGCUGUCAUCAAUAACUUGGUUUUAGGGAAAGAAACAGAAAUUGGGCAAGCCUGAAAGUAUAGUACAGUCAUUCCUUGGCUCCAAACCAAACCGGCUCCAAAUUCCAAACCGGAAGUGAGUGUUCCGGUUUUCAAACGUUCUUUCGGAAGCCGAAUAUCCAAUGGGGCUUCCACAGCUUCCAUUUGGCUGCAGGAUGCUCCUGCAGCCAAUCAUAAGCCACGCAUUGGAAGUCAAAUGUUUCGGAAGUCGAACGGACUUCCAGAACAGAUUCUAUUCAACUUCCAAGGUACGACUGUAUUCAAUUACCAUUUAGCAAAAUCUAUUUUUCUAUUUGUCUUAUGUAAAUUAUCAAUGAAAUUUACUGAAGUCACAUUUGAUAAUUUAGAUUCAGCCUAGACAGACAAUGAGCAAAUUGCCUCUUCAAGCAAAUAUUUAUCCAAUGGCAACAAUGGCUUAUAUCCAGGAUAGCAAGAUACGCUUGUCUCUUCUUUCUGCUCAGUCUCUUGGCGUUGCAAGUUUAAAAAGUGGUAAGUAACACUAGAAGGUUUUAAAGACUGACUAUGCUGGAAAGUAAACAAUGUUGUGGUCAUAACAUAGCUCAAAGGCCUUCAAGUUCCAUGGAAUUCUCCAAGGUUAAUCAAGGCUCUAUGAAUAGUUGAUAAGAUAUGUAGGUGCUUGCUGAAACAUUAGAGGAAAAAGUAAUAUAAAUAGAGCAAUGUUUAUGAAUAUUUUGGACAAAAGAUCUUGGAUUAGGAGAGCUUUAAGACGUCCAAUUUUUUAUACCUGUUAAUAAUUCUAUCCUUUAUGCAUAUGUAGAAUAAUGGGUAGUCUGUCUUUUCAUAGCAGCAUGAUUUUUAGAUACUUUAACAGAGUGCUGAGUGGUGGAUCCAGAAUAAGACGAAUGUUUGUUUUUAGGCCAAUUAGAGGUCAUCAUGGAUCGCCGACUUAUGCAGGACGACAAUCGAGGUUUAGGACAAGGUGUACAAGAUAACAAAAUCACAGCUAAUCUAUUCCGAAUUCUGUUGGAGAAAAGAAAUGGAGUAGAUAUGGUAGGAGAAGUGUUACAAAUAACUUGAUUUCAGUUUCUUAAAUAUUAGCUUCCAAAUAUAUGUACAUGUAUAUGUAUCAUAAGAACAUUUUACCAAGGGAUUCUCCAUAUCUCUAAUUAGUACAUUAAUCUUUCAGUUUUCCAAAUAUGGAUUCACUAAUGUUAUUCAACCUGACUAUGGUGUGUCAUAAAGUUUUUCUGUUCUUCCCUGUUUUAGGGAGUUCAUAUGAAAGAAUGUGUUGCUAUAAUGUCACUCACUAAGUCCAAAUAAAUUCUGGUGUAAGGGGGUUGGGCGAAAGGUGAUUCUUCCAUCUGUAGAACUGUAGACAUCGGCAUCACUGUAAGACUCCUGUGGUUUGCAGGGGAGCACAUGGGGCCUUCUACAUGCAAAAGGGGGGGGGGAUAGAAACAGUGAUUGUGGUGGUAAAUGCAAUGGGGACCAACAGUAGGCUCAUUGUUGGGAGAGGGAUAGCAAUGACAAUAGUUGAAUAUUUGGUCCUCUACACUACUCUUAAGAUGAAAUAUUUCAGCAUCAUGCUUUGCGUCAUAUGACUUGUAUCUACUAUAAAGUGAAGUCAUACAGAUGCACAACUUAGCAAAUUUUCACAGGGGUGCAUAAAGAACAUCCUGAGUGUACAAGCCAAGCUGCUUUAAAUUAAAUGUAUUUAUUUAUCACAGUCUUAAGUGGUACAGAUUUGACAAAGAUAAACGCCAUUCCAGUCUAUGGUGUAGUCACAGAUCAUUAUACUGGGACCCCAGGGAAGUCUGAGGUAGUAGCAGUUAAAUUUAAAAUCUUUAUUAACGCUGCCUGAAAAACCAUAAAUAGUGCUACAAAUGUUGGAUACAGGCAGAGUAUAGCAGGUUACCUAGUUAAAUGAGACACACAGAGAAACAGCCCAGUAAACCAAGAAAAGGGUACCUUUGUUUGCUUCAGGAUUAAAAGAGCACACUGUUCAGUUAUCCAUCAGGAACCAGCAUGACAGAGGGAUGCAAAAGACCCCCACAGAGAGUAUGGAUGAUAAAGAACCAGUUCCUUUGGUAUAUGCAUAUAGACCCCCAAUAGAUCAGCUAAGCACUCCCAAAUGCUGCAUAACCACUUCUAUAUGAGAGAAAGAGAAACUACACAAUUCACACACUGUGCCAUAGGUUAAAGUAUGUGCCCCAACGGUGCUGUGGCUUCUUUUGACCGCUAGAGUGUAUGUCUGUUUAUGGUAAUCUUUUGGGGGCACUGUUGACUUUAAAACACUGUUGCCUACCUAUGUCCCAAAUGCCAUUUAGUUUUAUUCAUGGGUUCAUUUAUCAGCUUAAAUGAAUGCAUAUAUGUUCAAUGUACCACAACUGAAAAUAGCUUACUACUAUCUUCUUUUUUUAAUAGAAAGAAGAAAAAUCAGCAGUCAGCUUUCCUUCUCUCCUUAGUCAUAUAACAUCAUCUUUCAUAAAUCAUCCUUUGAUUCCAAUGAUUACCUAUGCAGACAUCGGCCUCCCAUCACUGUUGAAUACCUUUUCUCCAUUAAUGUCAUCCAUGCCCUGUGAUAUGAAUAUAGUUAACUUAAGAACCAUACAAUCAAAGGUAAGCUUGAAAUAAGUUUGAAAUAGUUAUUUCAGUAUACUCAAAACUAUUGCUUUCUAGAAAGCCCCUUUACAAGACUUCUGAAAUGGGUCUCCGAAGAAAUUAGUACAGUCUUAGCAUAUUUUACUCCUAAACACUAUAAAAUGUGCCUGACAUUGUUGACAUUGUUAUUGAUACUCUCUGGUGUCAAAGAGCAGUGCAGAAGUAAGUUUGAGAAGUGAGUAAGGGCUUGAGUCUGAUUACUAGGAUGAUUUAUUUGAGAUGCACAGCUCCUUACCUACUUAUAACAAUGCUUUGCAACCUAGCUUGUGACAUGUACUUCCAUGAAUGUAGAUUUACAGAUGCAGUCACUUCUUUUCUACACAACAAACAACAUUAAUUUCUAUGGGCAAUAACUCUGUGUAUGCUACGUAUGGGCUUUCAUUAUGUGAGUCUACUGAAGUAGAGAGUGAUAAAUGUCUGCUUCCUUAUAGACCACAAACCAUCAUUUUUGUACAAGGAACAAUAAAAUUGUAGAUUUCUCUGCCUAAUGAUGCAUAUUAUUGGAAUGAUAAACGUCAGCAUAUUUAAGACAAUGUGAAAUUACGAAAUAUUGCAAUCUUUCAUUAGUAGCAUUAAAAUACUCAGAUUUAAACCAGACAGAGAAUAAGAUGAAUUUUGGUAAUCAAGAAGAACCAAAAGACUUUUCCAGAUAACGUUUGCCUCCGUUCUCUCUCUCUUGGCAGUAGCAUCUCCCCACCCCCCCUGCAAAAAUAGGGAAGGUGUGAUGAAGCCUUGUCAUAAAAUAGCCAUGCUCCUGUUCACAGCACUAAAUAAAUAAAGGGAGAAGUGUUCUUACACACUGGGUGGAUAGUGGGCAGCCUUUAGAAUACAAAUAUUUUAAAGCAAAAGCCUAACAAAAAAGCAGAUAAUCUUGCGUAAUGGGCAACAGGUAGGUAUGCUGAAAAUUGCUGCCGUAUUUGUUUUGCUAUCGUUAAAGGGAUAGAUGAUACGCCUGAAAUGUACUUCAGUGCAGGGCACAACAUACUAUUGCCAUAAGAUAUGGUGGUGGCCACUAGUUUUAAUUGGCUUAAAUUAGACAGCUUCAUGGAGGAUACGUCUGUCAGUGGCUACUAGUAAUGGAUGGCUCUUUGUGUAAAUUUCUCUAAUGGUGUUUUCAGUGUCAUUUAGUAGCUGACAGCAUGGGUUUUGAGAGUUCCGCUUCAAUAAAAUGUACAUAUUUUGCACACCUAUCAUGUAUUCCCAUCUUCUGCCUUUUAGAAGAGCUGUUGUAUGUGCCUGCUAACAUUGUAGGCUCCUGAAUCCUUAAAAAAAAAACAACCUAAAAAAGCUUAGACCCUUCCUUUUUGUACAAUUGUAUGCACUGUUUUAGUUAUGUGGGAGGUUAUUUUGCCUGAAUUUCUGGCUUAGUUUUUAGUGCCACCGCCAAGUGAAUCUAACGGUAUAUAAAGUAACAGAUGCUUUGUUCAUCUUACUGAGCUGUUUAUUAGCCCAUAACCUGUUUCAGAUAACAUCUGUAUUCCUGCACACAGGCAUUUGGGGAUAUAACUGCUAUGUAUGCCAAAAUCUUCUAAGUUUUACUAUAGUAAUUAAAAUUAUGUAUGUGACUGAACCUGUUAUGGCCAUAUAACUGAGGUCUAAAAUCAUAGCAAUAAUCAGUGAAGUUAGGCAAUGUUGGGCUCCAGAGUAACUUGUCAAUUUCCUAGCAGUUUCAGUCACGAUUCAAAAGUUUGUGCCUCUGCCCAGACUCUACAGUUCUUUCCUCCUCUCCUCACCCCCUUUGCCCACAAUUUCUCGUUUUGUUUUGCAGGCAGAUUCUGGGCCGUCUGAGGAAGCAGCCCUGAUUGUUCACAGGAAGGGAUUUGAUUGUAGGUUCACAAGCACAGACCUGGGCCUCCUCUGCUCUACAACUCAGGGAAAGGUAUUCUACAAUAUUUUAGAUUUAUUCAUACGGUAGUAGAGAAACAAGUUGGCAGAGAUUGAGUCAGCCAUUUGAUAAUGGCUUGGACCUGCUCAAUUGGAUUUUCUACCUUCUUUCCUUGGAGUAGCAGGCUCUUAUGCUAUGUCACAAACCAGUCCUGAAAGUCUCUUCAGUUUUAGAGACGUUUCCCAUGUUGCAUGAUGAGGGACUGCUGUUUGAGAAACACAAGCCUGCAGUUCACUUAAGUGAGCAGAAUUGUAGCGCCCUGUUCACCUCUGCAUAGUUCCAUGCUUACUUCAGACAUCAUGGUAUAUUGUGAUGUUUUGCUGGUGAUACAUCGCGAUUUUGAAAGCCAGAUAUUGCCCAGCCCUCACACACAUUGUGAUUUGUGAUAUAUUGCCAGGUUAUAAAUAUUAUGAAACAGUUUUCACGAUGUGAACUUCAAGCCGGUUUUGGACGAUAUAUCCAUAUUUCGCCCAGCCCUAGUUAGAACCUACUUACGAGGAACUCGUAAGAUUUAGAUUUCAACUAAAAAUCAUUAAAGAGUGAAGUUAAAAUUCAUGUCCAAUUCUGUGUUGUAAAUAAUGAUCUUUUUUUACUUCUCCAGCUAAAGGUGCACAGACUCUUUAACAAGUUCCAUGUGGGAAGUCUUAUACCUACAUCCUUAUCUUUGAUGCAUUCACCUCCAGAUGCCAGAAACAUUAGUGAAAUCAGUAUGAGUCCUAUGGAGAUAAACACAUACAGAAUUCAGCUGAGAUGAAACUUGACCUUUAGAACUCAAAUGCUAAAGAAGAAUCUGCAACUUUUCUCAAAGAUUGGUGUGCAAUAAGACGCACAUUUCUAUUCCAGCUUCUUGGAUACUGUGACAGUACAUUCACUCUAGAAUUUAUUUGAUCUCCAGCACAGUAAAAAGCCAUGAUGCAAGCAAGCAACUUUACCAUUAACAAAAUGCCAACAUCAGUAUAAGAAGUGGAAAGAAAAACAAAGGAUAUUUUCAUCAACAUAGUGAAUCUCAGGUUAAAUGUUAGUUUAUGGCUUCUAAGUUUAUGAUUUUGUGUUUGAAAGGUUGGGACUGUUGACUUUUAAAUGGUUUUCUGAUCUGUAAUUGGGUCUUAAAUAAUUACAUAUUGUUGAAAUCCCAGAUAGUACAGUCUGGAAUUAAAACCCUGAAUAUGCUCUGGCGAAGCUAUUGUCCAAAUACUUGUAAAGACUUCUAUAAGCGACAGUUACAAUUUGUUCCACAUGGAGUCUGCAUUUAUCCCACUCUAGCCGUAGAGUGAAAUCCAAGAGCCUUUGAGAAGUGUGGAAAAUUAUAAUCACUUGUCCUACCAUCUUGAAGUGGCAGAAGUUAAAAUUCCGGAAUUUUAGAUUUCAUCUUUCUUGGAAAUGUCAAACAAAACUUCUGUUUCGUUACUUGACACAUUGGGAUAUGUGCAAUUACUCCAUUAUGAAGAGUAAGGAAAGUUAAGUCUAUAAUUUCAUGAAUACAAGAUUUUUUUACAAAACAUUUGGAUACUAAUGCUCUCUGAAAGCCUUUUUCUAUUUCAAUAUUUCAAUAUCAAAAUAAAUGUGCCUUAUUUUUUGAUACAUCUUGUUACUCUAUUGGUGUCCAUGUAGUGUUUUUUGGGGGGGAAUGGGGAAGGACAUUAAAACACAUAUUUUUUAUUUGACAGUGGUGGGUACAUUCCGUUCUCCUGCACCAAAUUGGUUCUGGUGGUGGUGGUCUGAAUGCUCUAAUUGAAUGUAGAAAAUGAUGUAAUGAAUUAAAACAAUGGAAGAAUAAAUGAUACUGUAAAAUUCAUCUAUCAGUUAAACUGCAACAUACACAUAAAUUUAAAGGUGUGCAAAAGCUGCCUUGCCAUGUAUAUUGUAGCAAACAGUGCAUUGAGAAUCAUGUGCCUAUAUUUUUAAAAUGUCACUGUACAAACUUAAAUGUCCAUGCUUAUUUUGCUAAUGUUUGUUACAUAUUUCUGAAGAUGCUAUUCCUCAGUAUUUCUGCCUCCAGUAUUUUACACUGAGUUCUUGAAGCCAUGGGGAUUUAAAAGUUCCACUUCCCUAAAUAAAGUUACUGUUUACUAUUGGGUAAAGGCUGCAAUCCUAUUAACACCUAGGGGCACAUUCCACUGAACCCAAUGGGACUUGCUCCUGUGUAGACAUAUGUAGGAAUGCACUGUAAAUUGCAAUUCUUUAUGAUUCCAGUUCCUUUAACCUUCACCUUUUUUUAAGUUUUGCUGAUACAUAAUUUCCUCUGAAACUAAUACUUUAAUGGGGGAAUGGCUUUUAUAGUCGCACAUUUUUGUACUGUAGUAAUCUGAUCUAUGCCAUGUUGAUAUCCAGGCACAUUUCCCACCUUAAUGACAUUCUUUUAUAAUUUUCAUGUUUUGAAGGCAUUCUUCAGAGGACACUAUAUAGAUUCCCUAUUUCAUUUUUUGUAUUCACACAAUUUCAUGUGAACUGUUGGGAAAAAAUAGUACAGUGGAAGAGUAUUAAGAAGCUAUAAAUGAAUCAUUUUAUGCAAUAAACAUAAAAAAUGAAUACUUUUUCUUUAGAUGAAAUCCUUAAAUGCCAGCAGAACAUUCCUGUAACUACUUCUUCAGUUUUAUGAUGUCCAUAAGUGGGAAAUAUUUACUGGAAGCCUCUAAUUGUUCUUAAGGGAGUAAAAAUUAUUCAAAAGGUUAAAAUUCAGAAAAAUAAAAAGAUGCAAUGAAUUGUAGUCUGUUUACUUGUAAAACACGCUUCCAAAUAAUGUUUCAUGUGACUAGACCUACAGCCCAAUCUUACAACAUGUUCCCUCAGAAAUCUUAUUGCGUAAGUCUACAUUAAAAUGCAUGUCUACUUGGAAGUUGCGUUGAAUGGGACUUACUUCCUGGUAAGUGUGUUCAGGAUUGCAGCCUAAACUACUUAGUUAGCAAGCAUAGGAUUGCAGCCUAUUUUUUUACUCAUUUAUUUUUCAUCGGCUGUACAAUCAUGCCUGAAUGUUCCUUAACCAGCAGACGUUUGUAUUCAGUCAAAAUAAUUCUUGUCUGAAAGCUAAUGCCUUCUGAGGCAAUGGCAAUUAAUUCAAUACAAAAUAUAAAGUUGUCAAAAUUGCAGUCCAGUUCAUACUAAUCUAAGGAAAGAUAAAAAAUCAGGAUUUACUGUUUUUAUUCCUUGCAUUUCCUGUGAACAUUUUCCAAACUUGUACACAUUUUUAAUGUCAGUUUUGAUGCCCAUAUAUGUUAAGAGCAAUUUAUCAUACGUUCAUUUUUUUUUUUAAUGGAAGAAAUCAGUGCAUUUAAAGCAAUCGUGUAAAGCUGAAUCUAAAUUUCUUGUUGCAGGAGUUCCACCAUGCUAAGGAUUUUUAACAUUCCUUUACAUUGUGUCUAAUUUUUUUUCAUACUGUCCCUUGAAGCCAGCUGAUUUAAUUGGAAGGUUUUCAUAUAUAUAUAUAUUUCCCUAAGAAGAUUUUAUAUCUUUGGGGGCGGGGUGUGUGAUGCAAGAUUGCUAAUAAAAAAAAAUGUGAUAAC
Molecule: messenger RNA, 57812 nt
Organism: Podarcis lilfordi (Lilford's wall lizard)
Lineage: Eukaryota; Metazoa; Chordata; Lepidosauria; Squamata; Lacertidae
Source: the annotation of a GenBank genome assembly